AGCUCAGCAGCAGCCAGUGGUAUGCUCCACUUCUCUUUGCUCCUCUCUCUCUCUCUCUCUCUCCUUCUCUCUCUCUCUCUCUCUCUCCACUGUCAGCCUCAGCAGCCUCCACACACAACCGGAGCGAGAUACACUGGUGCAGCGCCGAUCUAUCCAUCCAUCCAUACAUGCAUGUGUGUGUUCCCCGUGUGCCGGGUUUUUUUUUCUUCAGUAACGCUCAGCAAUCAAGUGUCCAGGUUGAACUGCAUGAGAAUGUGCCUGUGAGCAUCUCUGCAGCCUCAUUUGUAUGGAGGAGCAUGUGUGCACAGUGAGAGACAGCGUGAGGAUGUGUGGUGGGCAGGUGUUGUUGUGAUCGGCGGAGUUUUCGGUGUGCUAUCGUCGUGCUGCUGCCUCCUCACCUCCCUCCCAUUUGGUUAUCUUGUGAGGGGUAAAUAAGCAUCCUGCUGGGAUGUCCACCUCGCCUGGUGCCACGGACGGGAGCCAGAGGAACUCUUGUGAGUGACUUUUUAUGUCUUCUUUUGGGAGUGGUGAUUCGUGUGUGAAUCUGCGUUUGGCAUUGAUUAUUAUUUUUUGCAAACCAGCUUUCUACUGUAUAUCCUAUCGUUGUUCCAGACAGUCUUUGUUUUGAAAGGCUGGAGAUGUCACAAAAAUGCAUUUCUCAUCGUGAAUUAAUGCAGAAAUGUAAAGUGUGUUGUGUGUGUGUGUGUGUGUGUGCAGCAAAAAGAAGGUAGUGGGAGGGAGUGUGAAGAGUGGAUCGUGUUAUACUGUAACAGAUGAUGAUAGUAAAACUAAAGAGGAUUAUGCAUGCUAGUUUGUGCGUACUUGUUAACUUGAUGGAGAGAUAGUUUAAGGAGGUGUGUGUGUGUGAUGUGGGAGUGUGUGAGAACAUGUGUGAGUGUGUUUACAUAUUCCCUGGAGCGCCUCCAGCUGUCCAAGUAUUGGAAAGGUGCUGUGCAUCGAUUGACAACAGAGCCAGCUGCAUCUUUUCAGGAAGAGGAAAAGAGCAGAUGACUGCUGAUGUCAUUCACUACUACACUGAUGAAUAUUUUAUUUUCAUCCUUGAAAUCUGUUGCAGAGAAUUAAUUCCUUCGUUUAACUGUCUCCUUUUUCUCUGUCUGUAAUUCACUACAGACAUAGAAAUUCUUGGACUCACUUUCAGGAUGAUAUUUACUGCCUGACCUUGCAUAUAACUCACCAGGAAACCAUAUUCAUAGAGACAUAGAAAUACUCUAUCUAUAUCUUUUAACUCUAUACUGGCUGCCUCUUGUAAAUGUGGUCUUUCAGCUGUAGGUGGACGCAGAGAUGAUGUGUGUAACGCUGCACUGUUAUAGAGUAUAAGUUACCUUGUGGGUGAAAGUGUGUGGGAUCGCCGCGCAGUUUUAACGUCCAAGCAACACACAUUUGCACGUAUCCAAACAAAGUCCCAGAACUGAAGGACUGCUGUACUGUAAGUGGGUGAUUGAUUAAACAAUGUGACUCAUUUUGACUCAUCUCCCUCUCACACAAACACACAAACACACACACAAUGUGACACACAGACGUACACAUUGACUCCAGCAGAGAUCACAUCUGGGAAACUGGGUCUCCUUUUAUUGCUUUCAUUAUUAUUACCCCACCCCCUCCUCUUUCCUUCCCUCCUCACUUUCACUCCCCGUCUUGUUAUUUUCAGGAUGUUAUUUACUACCUGACCUUGCAUAUAACUCGCCCCGUAACCAUUUUUGUGCAUCUGUUUUGAUGUUUUAAUGAUUGCACGCUGACACACCCACCCACACUAGACACCUAUUAUGUCUUUAUGACUGUUAGCCCUUUCUUUUUAAUAAUGGCAUCAUUGUAUAUUUGAUUAUUUGGCUGACUCAUAUGUUGUUUUAUUGUUGUGUAACUUUCAUUACACUCGCUCAUGUUCGGCUCUCCACUGCUUCGCUUCCUACUUGACUUGUUUGCUCCUUGUCGAGGCGCAUCCAUCACAUUACCUUCUUAUGGAGCAGUGCUUUCAAAAACUGAAAUACCAAGUGGCCGCGGGCUACGAUUACUGAUUUACUAACUGUAACGUUACGUAACCAAGAGCAGCAUCUGGAGGAAUAAGUCUGUUGUCUCGACGAAAAAACAGCUUUAACAACAGAAAAGCGGAGAUCUGAGGAGUUGAGGAUUAGUAACAUCGCAAUAAAUUUCCAUUUCGCUUAUUGUAAAAUGUCUUGAUUUAAAUUUAGAACUAAUACGCCUUAAAGUACAAGAUUAGCUUAAGUAAUGUAUCAUAAAAACUAAUUGAAACAUCAAGUAAAACCUUUAGAUAAGACUCGUUGCAUAAUGCUGCGCCCAUUGAUGAAAAAAGAGCCAAAACUAUUUAUAGGCUUGUGUUUAAAUCCCUUUAUUUCCAAGGCGGUAAUAUUUUUAGAUAAGACAUUCAGUGGAGUUUUUUAAUCUGUGCUCCAGCAGCCUGACUCAGUGCUGUAUUAUCAGAGUGUAAUGCUGCUGCAGAGCUCUUUCUCCCUGUUAGUGUGUGUCCUCUGUAAAGGAGCAACAGCAGGCACCUGCCACAGAGAUGGAUGUGCUGUGUCAUCACUUCUACUGCCAAAUGAUGGCUUGCCUCACCUCUCCUCUCUUCUCUCCUACUCCCCUCUUUCUUCCCUCUUUCUCUGUCCUCACCUUUCUUUUUUUUUUUUGGCCCCUGGUCGCUCCACACAUCUGCUUUCUUCUCCACUGGUGUCUCAUCUGUUUCUUAAUCUCCUCUCCAUGGUUCCCCUCAGCCCUCCUCCUCCUCCUCCUCCUCCUUGUCCUUCUCCUCUCUCCCCUCUUCUCCGGUCUGGUUUAUCUGGGUUCACAUGAAACUUUAAUUGCAUGUAAAUCAAAGCGCUGCAGAUGUGAUUAGUCUUUUGUGCUGCUUUAAUGAGUGGGGUCUGGACUAUUGAAAUAUGUUACAGUAGCUGGCUCCUGCGCUGUCCCUGAUGGCUUAAGGCACAGGCACACUCCUCCACUUCUACUGCUGUCUGAAGAAACACAUUUUUUCAAGAGCAUUAAAGUUUUCAGGGAUAAAACGAGAAAUAAUACUGCUGAAGGGAUUGUAGAAAAUUUAAAUUUGCCCAGUUUUGAAGGUUUAUUGGUGUUGGCAGUUUUCUUGUUUUUAAAAAAGAAGCACUUUUCAGAGAGCAGUUUUAGAAACACUUCAUAUGGACACUCCUCUUAUAAUGCAUCAUAAAAACUUCACACUUCUAUGAAGCCCAUUUCUAUACUGUAUUAUAACAAAUCAUGAAUAUACGUAUAAUGCGCUCAUAGGGCUGUAUAAUUAUAGAUAAAAGCGCUCAUGGAUAUGUCUAGUGCUUAAUACAAUUGUCAGAAAGGUAUAAGCAAUUAUAGAUAUUUAUUGAGUUGUUAACAGUUAUAACAGAUUAUAAUACCUGACCUUGUAAGUCAUGAUACAAUGCUUUAUAAUGUGUUAUGAUUAUUGCUAUAAAGCGUUACGAUCAUUUAUGAGUGUUUAUAACUAUAGUUAUACAGUGCUGUAAUGUGAUUUUAACACAUAAUACAUAUAUUUAUAAUGCAUUAUAGAGAGGCAUCAAGUAAAGUGUUACCAAUAAUUACUAUUAAUUUAUUACAUAAUGACUUAUAAGGCUGGGUGUCAAUACAACACAUUAUAAACACUGUUCUGAUGCAUUAUAAGUUGUCAUUGAAGGCUUUGAGUAAAGUAGAGAAAUCUCUGUGUAUUACCAAAAGUUAGUUAUUAUAAGCUAGUUAUAAAUGUAUACAUGCAUCCAUAAGGCUGAAUAACAUUCCUUAUGAGUGAUAAUAAACAUCAAAAACAGCUUACAGCAAUGUUUAUGAUGUGUUAAAAGCUGCCCAUAGCACUUAUUAAACAUUGCUAUUAUCUGUUAUAAAUGUGCUUGUGACGCAUUAUAAGAGGUUGGUUCAUGUAAAGUGUGAUCGCUGUUUUCAACAGGUUUUAGAAAUCCUCAUUACACCAGUAUGAGUAUGUACGAUAACACUGUAAUUGAUGCCUAUCUCUAUUAGCAUUAUAAGUAUAUGUAUAAUGCAUCAUAAUCACGUUAAAGCAUUGCAUAGCUGUAGUUAUAAACACUUAUAAACACUUAAAAAUGAUCAUAAUGCUUUAUAGCAAUAAUCAUAACACAUUAUAAAGCAGUUUAUCAUGAUAUACAAGGUCAGGUAUUAUAAUGUGUUAUAACUGUUAUGCUAUAUGCUAGCAUUAUGAUCAUUUAUGAGUGUUAAUCACUAGUUAUACAGUGCUAUAACAUGAUUGUAACACAUUAUACAUAUAUUUAUAAUGCAUUAUAGAGGGAGGCGUCAAGUAAAGUGUUACCAUAUGUACUGUAAAUCCACACCUUAUGUGUCCAUAAAAAAUGUAGUCAUUGUUCCACUGUCUGUCUUCCAAUCCUUAUCCUUGUGGAAGUUAUUUUAUUGCAUAAAUUGACCUCAUUAUAUGCUUUUAAUGGCUGUAGUAUUUUAUACUUAGAGCUUUCUCAUUUCUGUUGUCAUUUCUGGAAGCCUGACCAGGGACAGGGGUUGCAAAGUUUUUUUUUCUUCGACAGUAGAAAAGUCAACAAAAUUCUGUGAGGAUGACAUUUCAAAAAUGCUAUUUACUUUCCAUCUCCUCAUAUUGAUGAGAUAUUAUCAAGUAACUGAGUAAUCAAACCGAAGUAGCAGUUAUUGAUACUUGACAUUUAGCAGGCGGCAGCACAGACGGUACUUCAGUUUUUAGGAGUACAAAUAAAUAUUUACUCAUGAUGAAUAGUUUAAACGCUUAUUGUUAGUGACACUGUUCCUGCCAUACGGAAAUGUUUCAACCCUGUUCUGACUUUCUGUCUCACUGGAAAACUGCAUAUAUUUCUGCACACAUGCAUCCCUGUAGGUCUCAAAUGAGGGGAUACAGUUGCCUCUAUAAUUAGCAUAUUCAGCAGCAGCAGCCGACUUGUGCAUCUAAUUUGAAAGAGGUCACAUUUUCUGUAACGCUAAUAACUGAGGUUAAAACUGCAACUGGUGGUGUUAAUUGUCUUUUAAAGAUGGAUUUGUGUAAGAAAAGAGACAAUCUAGGCAGCUGAAAGACACAGACAAGGACAGAGCACUUCUCGACCUUGAGUCAAAAUGAAAACCUAUUUUGUUUUUCCAUGCAUGAGGACUGUACACCCGCAUUGUCCACCUAGCUUCACAGGUAUCCUUGGCAAACCCCAAGCUUGGUGUCUCUUCUCUCAAUACUCACAUUGUUUACUCAACUGUACUUCUCCUAGGGUUCCCUACACUGAGAUCAUUCUUUGUUCAAUUAGAUAAGGAGGAGGAGCAGUCUCACGGCAAAGAUGUUUGGGAUUCAGCGAGUACUAAAGACUGCCACAGAGGGAGAAUGAGAAAGAGGAGACAAAGGGAGAGGAUUGAGGAAAAAGGGGAAGCUGUGGAAAGUGGUGGCUGGAAGACAGGAGAGAGAGGAGUAAAGGAGGACACUGAAAAUGAGGAGAUGAGAUGAACAAUGAGCAGGGAAAGAGGAUGAGAGAGCCAAGAAAAGACUGCAGAGGAAGAGGAGGGCAGCACAGGAGGGGUACGGUGAAGAUAACAGGUGGAAGAUGAAGGAAACAGACAAUGAUAGAGAGUGGAGACUAAUAAAAAAAGAAUAUUGUUAAAGAGGUAGAAUUAAAAAGACUGAGACAAACCAAAAAGCACAUUACAGAUAAUGAAAAGGAAUAAUGGAAAAGCGUAGGAGAGAAAGACCGGCCUCUACACUAUCUGGGAGCCUGCUAAUUGGUGGUGGUUUGGGUGGAGGUGGUUAGGAGGUUGCAGAGGGAUCACAGACUGCAGCAAGAAAGAAUUUCUAGCCUCUGCUUUCUUGGAGACGGGGAGUUUCACUCAACUUUAAAAUUUAAUGACUGUAGAAACUGAAAACACUUGGCCUUGUCUCCUACAACCAGUACUUUAAUUUUUAAUAUUUGUUGAUGUUUUUUGAGGUUUCCAUCCUACGGGUCAAAUUAAUGUCAAGGAAUAAUCACGAUUUAUUUGAUAUAAUUUGGAGUAUGACAGUUAUUCAACUUGUGCAAUGGGGAGAGUUCACUCCAUAAUAGGGCUGGGCGAUAUGGGAAAAAGUUUAUCACAAUAUAUUUUUUUCAUAUCAGUCAAUAUCGAUAAAUAUCACAAUAUAAAAAUGAUAUUUAACAGUGCUUAUUGUUAGCAUGUCUUUUGCAGUACAAUAAGCUACUUCAUCUGUGAGGUCUUUGUGUCUCUUUGACGUUUCGUCGUAAGGCGUUGGGCUAGAGAAAGCAGACUGAAUGGUCGGCUGUUUCGGAUGCACAGGUGCCGUGGGCUCCUUGCUCCACUCAGGGUUUGUAACCUUUUGUAUGACACGUGCUCUGCUGCAUGGUACUGCUUCAGGUGGUGAAAAAGAUUUGAGGUAUUCCCCGACAUUGCGAGAACAUGUACUUGACAUAAUUUGCAGUGCACAUUACUCUGCUUCAUGUCCGAAAAUACCCCCAACCACUGAGGUUUUCAUGCCAGUGUUGUUGACGAUCUGUUGAGCCUUCAUCUGCAUUUCUGCCGGAGGUAGCACUCAUUUUCUUUUUUUCUUACCAUCAGUGCUGUCGGCUUCACGUGUUAAAGUGCUAAAGUUGUGUGUAGCCACAGCCUGCUACUACGCAAAUGUUUGCUACUUGGGUCUAAUUCAGCACAUGAGUGGUUCAGCACAAAGCAGACCCGGAGCAACUCCCUUUUUCAUUGGCUAUUCGUAUAGUCCACAAAAACAUGGCAGAAUGCCAGCAUAUUGACCAUGUUUCAUAUCAAUAUUGAGUGAGAUUAAUUUUUAAAAUAUAUCAUUAUUGUUUUAUCGCCCAGCCGUAAUUGUGAGGCGUUCAAGGUCUGGUUGGUAAAACGAUGCACAAUCUGUUUUAAAAAGAUGAGAAACAGAUUAGAGUUUAAAAUCACUGCACUAAAGUCAGCUAUCACAUUCCACCUUUUAAAUGUUGGAAGAGAAUAUGGUUUCACUAUUUCACACAAAAGUGUAUUUCACAUCUACACAUGAGCACAUUAGUAUUGACACAAACCAUGUUAAGUAUUCACAGCUGAAUGUUUAUGCUCGAGAAGAAGACCUGAGUCUAGUCUCCACAAAUUAAAAGUUUAUUAUUAGACAUCUCUAUUACAGUCUCUAUUAGAAAUGCACAGUUUCAGUCAAAUAAACCCACACACAGUAAAUAUAGACUGUAGUCUUUGAUAUCAGAACAUGUAAGAGUCCUUUGAAGAUGCAGUCUGCGACUACGCAGUUGUCUGCUACUUUGCUCUAAUUCAGCACAUGAUUAGUUCAGCAACUCACCUUUUCAUUGGCUAUUUAUAUAGUCUACCAAAGCAUGGCAGAAUGCCGACUAUGCCGACAAGGCAGAGAAAGCAGCAGCAAAUAAAUUUGAUUAAGAUAAAUAAAUUAAAAUCCCCCCACAGAACAGAGCAAGCAUCAGUGACAAUACAUAUGGCACUGGUAAGAUCAGACACAACAUAAACAUGAGGAGCUGGGGUGGAGGUGGGUUGCAGAGUGGUUGCAGCAGGCAGAGUAAGCAGGAGAAGCAGUUUUAAUAGGGCGCCAUUUUGACAUUAGCCAAUAGGAUGUGUAGAGGGCGACCACCUGAGCUGUUGGCUGACUGAGGGCUGGCUUAAGAUCAGCUGACUGUAGCCUUUAGCUUGACUUAGCUUGACGCCCAGCCCUACUCCAUAACAUUAAUUCUUUUAUUAUUCAUUUAAUAAUACAAUACAUAAGUACUUGUAAUUUGGGUAUAGUCCUUUCAGCUAACCUACUGAGCUAAAUUUAGCUUAAAUCGCUAAAGAAAGUGAAACCAGUCAGGCACUGUUGUCUUUGCAGCCAAUCAAAUUGAUGAAUAGCUAAUGAGGGGUCUGCUUUCACUCUUUUCUAAAACUAAGGAUCCAUUGUUUGAGAGAAUAAUAAGUGGGAAGUUGCUGUCAUUUAAACGGCUCAGUCUAUUUGCUGUGUGAGAAUUUAAAACUUGACAGACAUGGCAACUGAGGUGGGCGGGGCUUAGCAAAACGUCUCUUUCCUGAUUACCGCAAUCAGAAAAAGGUCAUAGCCGGUGUUUGUAUUUCUUGGCACAUCGGAGUGCCUACUCGCUCAUUACAAAUGUAGAUGCAUGUGAACCCCUCGGUGAGAUGUGUGUUAAGUCACAGACCGACAAAGCUCACAUUUACAUUCAGCCAUCCAUCAGUUUGUUCUUGUUUUACUGUCACACUUUCCAAUGAGCUCCCACUCUACAUCACGCUGAGAAACUAGCUCUGAGCUGUGUGGAUAACAAAAGAAUAAAUACUUGGACACGCCAACAAGGGGCAUAAUGAUCGUAAUUAAAGGGACAAUGGUGACUGGUGUAUAAUUAUGCACAGAGAAUUAUGGCAGUUAUUUUGUUUUAAGGAUGUUAAGGAAGAGUGAGAGGGCUGUAUUUGAAUUCAAGUCUGUCAGAUGAUUACAAACACCCCCACAAAUGUGCCUUUGGGUGAUGUGAAACUGGGAGACCAAGAUGACAGACUGUACUAAAUCAUAAUGCACACAAAGAGUCUGAGGAACGCACGGACCGGUCUCGCAUUCUCAUACUGACGUCUAUCUAUCCAAGUGUAAAAUGUAUUUUCUAGUCAAAAAAGAAGCCUAUAUAAUCAGUGUUUCUCUCUCAAAUCCUGGUCACAGAUGGUUUAGAAAUUGCAUUUUCCGUCCCCGUGUGAUGUACCACAGCAGGUGGGUUAUCGCUGUUUUUUUUUUUCUCCUCUCCUCCCACUCCUUGGGGAAAUGGAGAGAAGAGAGGAUGGAGAGGAGAAGUAAGAGUGUGGUCAGACAGCCAGAGAGUUGCUCUAAUUAGGUCCAUGGUUGAAGAGACAGUAUUUACCAUCUCAGACAGAGGGGGGAGUCUGUCACAUUGUUUGUACCGUCAGUCCCUGGGAGUUUGGUGCUAUUGCAACCUCUUACAUCUUGUAUUUGGGUUUCUGUUGCUACAAUUCGAGUAUUUGUGUUUUUCUUUCUGCUGUAUGUGCUGUAAAGUCAGAUUUUCUGUAUUUUCUAUCAGUGAAUCUGUCUUUGUGCACAUGCUAUCCUUCUGUACAAGGCCUCCCUUUACCCGUACUCUUCCUCCACACCCACUGCCUGCUGCUUUAUGCAAGGGUAAAUAACUCAGGUCAGGCAGACACUGAUAAACCCCUCAAGGACUUCUCAUUUGUACCAGGGUCAUGGAACCCAUAUUUUCCCCCUUCCUCCUCCCUGACCCUCGUGUCUCUAUCACUUUGUGGCAUACUCUGCUGAAAAGAAAGCGUACGACCAUGUGCACCUCCUUCUUCCUGCAGGAAAACAUCACUCAAUGUGCAUCUAUUCCUUUAUCGGGUAUUUUGAGGUUUGUUAGCAUUGAGUGAAGGAAUAAAAGGAAAUUGUAGGACAGGUGCUGUGGGGGAGGGGAGGCUUCCCUGCUGUGAGCCAGGUGACUCUUUGUGUGUGUGUGUGUGUGUGUGUGUGUGUGUGUGUGUGUGUGUGUGUGUGUGUGUGUGUGUGUGUGGCUCAAACAAGAAAUCUGAUGAAAGAAAACAACAGAUGGAUUGACAAUGCAGAAUCAUCACUGGGCCGCUGAUCAAGUUUUAAAACAAGAACAACAAACUAGACAAAGGUAAAACAAACACUUAGCAGUACAGUGACUGAGUUUAGUUUGUUGACCAAUCAGGGGUUUUGUUUGAGGCUCUGUAAUUCAUGUGAUUCAGUGCUGAUCAUAAAGUAUUUGUACAUGAAAUUUCACCACAUGAAAAGACAUCUCAAUACCUGUGAGAUGUUGCUGUUAGCUACUUGAAGUUUUGCGAGGUCCUGGUUUGGCUGAGUAACUUAAGUUGCAAACCUCUUGUGAGGAUGCUCAGGUUUGAUUAAAAUCUGUGGCCUCUUUCCUGCAUGAAAUUUCCCACUCUUGCUCCCUGUUUUUGGCUCAUCCUCAGUCUAAUCUUUCAUGGUUAAAAAACCAAAAGUAUUCUAGAAAGACUAUUAGACAUUUUGCCAAGCUUGCAGAUUUGCAGGCAAUUGCUGUUAAGCAGUUGUUGUUGUUGUUGUUACUGUUGUUGUAAUUUGGCUGGCUGUACACGUUUGUUAAUGCACUAAAGCUUAAGACUUGGCUGGAGUUCCACAUGGAUGUUCUAUUAGUUUCUUUUUAAAGCUACUGUGAGGAGAUUUUUAAAAAUAAUACUGUUGACAAAACCAUCAGGGCAAAGACUGACAGCUUGUAUACUUUGAUUUUCAACACUCGAAACUGAUGUGAGGCAUACUAAAAGACAAGGAAAGCAAAGACUGCUUUGUCCACAGGGGGCGCCAAAGUUGACCCAAACAUAACAUUUCUUACGGGAGCUUUAAAAUCCUGAAUUCUCAGUUACUCUUAGUCAUUUUUUGUUAGAUUAGAUUAGAGUAGAUAAAUUCAGAUUAGAUAAAUUCAGAUUAGAUUAGGUUAUAUUAGAUUAGAUUAGAUUAUUAGAUUAGUUAACAUCAGAUUAGAUUAGAUUAAAUUAGAUUAGAUAAAUUCAGAUUAGAUUAGAUUAUAUUAGUCCAGAUUAGAUUAGAUUAGUGCAGAUUAGAUUACACUACAUUACAUUAGAUCAGACUAGAUUAAAUUAAAUUAGAUCAGAAUAGAUUAAGUUAGUUUAAAUCAUAUUGAAUUAUUUCAGAUUAGAUUAGAUGAGAUCAAAUCAGAUUAGAUUAUAUUCUAUUAGAUUAGAUUAGAUUAGAUCAAAUUUUAUUGAUUUUGGGAAGGUUUUCUCAAGAAAGUUAAAAACACUGAGUUUUGCACAGUAAUGGCUGACACAGGCGAGCUGAUUGUCUCAAAUUUCUGAUCAAAAUUCAAUUUGAAAAGCCAAGAUCUGCUUUGAUUCAGUUGAGAUGGGGAUCCGGACAUCUCUACUUAACACAUUAACACAAUCCAUCCCACUGAGCAGAGACGGCAAUAAGACUUCUUGGUUUUUAGACCUAAUUUCAAUCGUCUGGAUUAGGUAUAUUUUUAGUCGGAGUUUAGAUGUUGCUCUUUAACCCAUUAUUCAAUAACCAUUUAUUCCAAAAAGCAACUGUGAGUUGAAUAACUGAUCUCCAAGUACUUAACCAAAACAAAUAUGAUUGCCAUUGAGCAAUAUACAGUGAAGUAUAGAUACAGCCCAGAUUUAGAUUUAGUCUAAACUUGGUCUAAAUUUAGACGUCUAAAAAACUUUCAUUUUUAGACCUGUGGGAGCCUGAUUUUGGACCAGUCGUCUAGGCUACAUUUAGACGUCUAUUGGACCUCUUUUAGACCUAAAAAUGCUCAGUGGGAUAUCAGUGGUAUGUUGUAUACUAUCAUUCUUUCUUCAAUCCAGGCUCCAAGGUUGUAACUGUGUCAAUUUACCGUAGUAAACUGAAAACCCGUCUUGAAAAUAGGUUCAGAGGUGUGCGUGUUCAGAAAAAGCCAGAAGGGUAAUAUCCAGACAGGAAAUAUUAAACCGCGUGAUCAUGAUGCUGUAGAGGUACUAUAACAAUGCCCCAGGGCACACAGUGUUAAGUAUGCACUAUGGGGCAUGUGAGAAAUACAGAGAAUAGUGAAAUAAUAGAGGGAAGAUGAGAUAAUAUCAAAGGAGGGAGCACAGUACGGAGUAACAAAUACCUAGAAGGGGCUCUGUAUGUGUGUGUAUAUGUAUAUGUAUGUGUGUGUGAGUGUGCGUGCUCUUGUAUUUGAUGCUUCUUCAUCUCUGUGCAAAUGCUCGAUGUAACAUUCCCUCCCCCGGCCAAGAUUAGGCUUUUUUACAAUUCACGCUGGGACUGACAUUAGGGCACACUUUGAAUGCAGAUAAGGGGGAGAAAGAGGGAGUAGAAGCAACAAAAGAGGAAUGAAGAGACGUUGUGAGGAAUAGGCAGAGACAGACAGGAAAAAGAGGAGCAAGGCAACACAAAGAGGUAGCUGAUGGCUUUUGAUUUCUCUGACAGGGUCGAACAUAAACACUGUUCAAAUAUUUAAGAGAAGACUCUGACGCUGAGAUGAGGAGAUCAAGCUCUCUGCAACAACAGUGGAAGUCUUCACAGCAUGGAUCCUUCAUAAAGUCUUAUAAUUGCAAUGACAUCUUAGAUUUAUGAGACUCUGGCCUCCAAAGAGGAAGCUUUGUUGACGCAUCCACCAUGAAGGAAAUGCUUCAAAUAUCCAAUCAGCUUUUUUCUGUGUUUGUGUUUUUCUUACCUUGUAUGACAGAUGCUUACAGACAUUCCUUUGCCAAAAUCGAUUCAGGAUAUUUUCGAGGUCAAAACGCCUCCUCUGUGUUCGCUGACAUGUUUUUACAUAGUGGUCACCUUCACUAAACUCCUCUCCAGCAGCUUCAUUUGCAUUUUGUGAUAAAUUAAACAUUUUCACCCACAGCUGUUCACCUAUUUUUGCAUCUUUUUUUGGCAAACAGAGAUUGUGAAAACAGUUAAGGUGCGCAGACUUGUAUGUCAACGAUCACACAAUAGAAAAAAAAAAGUUUCAGAAGCGGGAGCAGAAGGAGCAGGAGCUGUUUGCAUAAACUUAGGUUUCUAAUGAACAUAAUUUAUCAAGGUCAAGACUGGAGGAAAAAGGACGGAAUAAUUCAUGCUGCUGCCCCACACACUCACACACACACACACACACUCAAUUUUCCUGGUCUCUCCGUCUUGUUUACGCAGAAAGGGUGACAGUAAGGCCGCUCCUGAGGGACGUGAAGGAAUUAUAUGUGUAGAUUCAUACAAAAGUUCCAUUAUCCCACUUGGCCGCCUCUUAACCUAAAUCUGAACAGACGCAUUCAUACCAACCCCUGUGGCCAGGAGCACCUGUAUUGUUGUCGAGCAAUCCAUGUAGGAAAUGAGGUUACUGUAUAAAGGCGAGGGUUAGAGACGGCCCAGCUCAAAGAAAAGAGACUAAAUCAAAUGUGUCCCGACUGUGAGUUAAUACUUACUAUAGAGGCAUAAAGCUUUAAGGUGGUAAACUCUGAUACAGUAAAUUACAUUUAUAACUAGGCUUUGACCAAUCAGAGUCAAAUAUUUUAGACAAAAGCCAUGUUUAUUGUCGAUUUAUUUAUUGUCGACAUGUCGAUUGGAAGAUUCAGAUCCAGUUCGACUCAAUCGGAAAUAAAUUGUAUUCUAAUCAAUGGUUUAUGCCGAUCAUUAUGUCGAAACGCGUCCAAGUAAACACUUAUUCUGAUGAUUGAUUGAACAUUAUUCUCUUACCUGACUCGAUCUUCACUCUUUAGCCUUUGGAUUAUUUAUUGAGGCCAGUACAGGAGGUUUAAUUAUUAACACUCUGGCAUAAAACACAACCUCAGGUGCCGUGUCUGCUCCUCCAGUAACAUAAGAAGUCGUACAUACAGCAUAAUGAUGUCACAUCUGCACGCGCAGUGCAACCUUUGACAGAACAGUAAAAUAAAUAUGCAAGGGCGCCAUCCAGUGACAAUAUUUAACAGGGGGGAACAUCCUGAAUUGGAUGGAGUGAAUACAGCUCUUCUUCUGUGAUUGCGAAAUUAGACAACUCUGCGCAUGUCCAAAUGCUUCUAAUCUGAAUAAAACUUGGUGCAUGUAUACGAACGUCAUGAUCGGAUUAUUUGAUUUUGCACCCAUAUAAACAGUUGAUUCAGAUUAUCUGAUCCCUCACAUUUAGAAUCAAGAGAUUUUGCCCAUGUAAACGUGGCUAAACAGGGUAAUAACACUUUCUUCCACUUGGGAAAAUGGAAAUGUACAGUGAGGCUAUCCAUGUUCAGCUGACACUAUAACUACAGAUUGCAGCUUUUAUUCCCAAUUGUCCUCAAACAGCCUUUGAUGCAUCCCAGGUUUUUCAGCAUAUAUACAUUUGUACCGACUAAUCAACCGCGCUAACCUAAUUAAAUCAGCUUUAAAUAAUGAAACAACCUUGUUGCACAUAUGUCUGAACACCUGCUUGAGACGCUGACUCUGGUUUUCCUGAGACGCCUUGAAUGUAAACUGAUCCAUCUUUUAUCAGUUUCCUUUUCAUGAAACCAGCUGCAUACAGCACUCCUACAUCCUGUCUGGCUUUAGCUUUAAGAUGAUGAAAAAUUAAUCAAAGGAAACAUGUUUGCUGGCCUGUUCUGCGGGCUGUGGUUACUGUUCUGUGUGUAAAAACACAUGUUCAGAGCAGGAAGGACAGGGUAUUCAUACAUGAGGAGAUUUAGCAGUCUCCUUUUUCUCCCUCUUGUUCCUCCUUUUAAUCACCAGUUUGAACUUGCUGUAACUAUUUCCAAUAACUUGCAUUUUACUCUUUUCAUAGUGAUGCAGCAUAAAAGUCCUGAGCCAUGAUCUUGAAUAAUUUGGCGUAUAGCAAGCACUGCAGAGCUCAGUUAUUAUUGACCACAUGCGGUAAACACAGUGUUUUGGUUUUGCUGUCGAAAUGAUGGAGCUGGAUUUCUGCUGUGUCCACGUUUAGCUCAGAACUUCACAUGCAUGUCAUCCCACGUCUCUGUCUCCUCCGCCUCCUCUCUCCAUCCUUAUUUUUGUCAAAUAAAAAAAAGUAAAGCGUGAGUUGGUCAUUUUUUUUUAGAGGCAUCUCUGAUGACAACUCACUGUGGGUUUUGCUGAUGUGAGGCUGCGUUACAGCUGAGAAGAAAGGCGGAGAUUUGUGCAUAAUGUAUCAAAGCCCGCGUGAGUUUGAUUGAAAAGUAAAACUUUCCCACUUUUUUCCUUACCUCCCAAAAAGCCUAGAGUAUGCAUAAUCUGCAUGGCAUUUUUGGGCCAUUUUAGCAUGGUAUUUUUUUUAUGUGAAAGCUUUUCUCUGUCCAGAAUAUUCCAUCUGCUUUGGAUCUAUCGUGCAAAACACCUGAGGGCUCACUUGUACAAUCUGAAAUUUUAUCUCCCUGUUUUACAGUCGUCUAGAAAUUAAACACCCUCAGAUUGGCCAGAUUUCCCAGCUCUUACUCAUUACUACAUAACCCACCAAAUAGUUAGACAACCCCCCUUAUCGUUAUGAAUAAAACCCCCUUGAAGGCAAGCAAUUAACCUGUUAGAAAACGCCUGUCAUCCUCACUUUCUCUUCUCCUCCUCCUUUCACCUCUUCGUUCAGCCUCCAUUAACAGCUCACAGACAUUUUCAUGAUGUAAGGUUUUUUAAUUGCCUCCUGGGGAGCUCUGCUAAUUCUUUUUAAUGUUUCAGUAUGAUGUACUGUAUGUGGUAAAGACGGGUAAAGACUUCAUGAAGGUAAUCAUUUUUUUUCCCCCAGCCCGGCCAACUUUCGAUCCUUGUUGUCAGGUGUUAAAAGCUCAUUGGCUGAGCGCUGAUUUAUUCAGCAGUCCAAGGAUUCUUAUUCUCUCGUACUUAUCACUGAGCACAGGGUUGAGAGUGGGAAAUUAAUUUUUAUAUUAUUCAUUAAGACACAUUUAAUCCCUGUUUGACAGCAUGGGUUUAGCUGCAUUUGAAUGGCAAAUGAAGCAGAAACUGGAACCGGAACUGCAACAUUUUGAUUAGAGCGAGAAUUCAAUUUCCACACAUUAGGUAGCAUCAUUAAUCAUCCUCGUAACAAACAGAGGUUACAGUUGUUUCCCUCGGCGUAAAACUGUUUACACCGCUGUUUAUUAUCGCUACAAGAAUCUUCAGUUGUAGUCAGUCAAAGCUGAAACAGCGAGCAUGACGGGAGCUCGCAUUGGCAGAACAUUUUGUUGGGAAACCAGCAGGUUGUUUUUGAGCAGAUUGUGUAAGGUGGGCAGUUUGACAGGCAUGUUUCCUCCUCUCUCCUGUCCUGGUGGAUAAAUCUUCUGUUUGACAACAUACUUUCAGCGCCUGUCUGAUAAAAUAUCUCUGACUCUCUGUCUUUUUGGCAUAAAAGUGGCAUAAAAUGACUGACGGUAUAAGGGAUUAUCCAAAGCAACCAACUUCCUAAGUGUUUAAAUGGGAAUGUAAAAUCUGGCCAGUCCAAAAGUAAGACAAACAUGGUUAAACACUGGAUCACAGAGUCUGUGGGUAAAUGAUGGCAAAACCCAGUUUAACAUACAACUUAAUCAAUCAAUCACCGUGAAAUCCCAGCUGUCAUCUGUGCUUCUUUACAUCCAGAUAGUAGAGAAUUAUUGUAUUAUUAAGGGGUGGCUGUGGCUCAGAGGUAGAGUUUGGUGUCUCCCAAUUAGAAGGUCAGGAUUCAAUCCCAGGUCCUGCUGUCCUCAUGCUGAAGUGUCCUUGAGCAAAUGGGAUUCGUCAACAAAACUAAUGGGCUCCGUACAAAGCAGCCUCUGCCAUCAGUGUGUGAAUGUGGUGAGUGUGACAUGUCGUUUAAAAGCACUUAGAGUGGUCAGAAGACUCGAGGAAGCGCUGUACAAAAACACAGACCAUUAUGCCAGUUACCGUUAACUGAAGCUACAGUGCUGGACAAUGAUGGAUAUCUGUGUCAGAGCUUAGAAACAACAUAUGUACAUUCAGGGCUUUCAGGUUUUGCCAGCUCUUAGCACAAAAGAACUGUGAUUUCUGCGUGUUGCCAUCGUUCAUAGCCAGACAAGCAACAUCGAUGAGGGACGACAUAAGUGCUAAAAACCAACCUCUUACAGUUGAUAGUUAGCUGUGCUCGUAAGAUAUUGUAGACAUAAAUUUAGGCUGAAUUAUUAAGAUGACUGCAAAUGACUUUUACAACCAAAGCUCACUGAAACUACUUCAAUACAUGCAAGCCAGUUGGUACCAAAAUCUUAUCCGGUGCCAGCAGAGCUGCCUUUUAUUUGCACAGUCAGUGAAAACAGAGAACUCUGGUGUAAAAUUCACGUUACUUACCGAUCUCCAGCUCCUGCCUGACGAUUUUGCCACUUUAUGGACAUCUAAGCCUGAAUUUACUUAAAGAAUAAAACGCUCUGAUGACUCCUGCACAUGCAAACGUGAGCAAUGGAGCAAAAUGUUCCCCAAUACCCAGUGCAGACCAACCAACAAUUUCAGAUAGUGGUGUGGGUUUCACAAAUACUUUGUGAAAUAUGGUUUGAUGAAGUCUUUGCUGUUGUUGAUUUUUAUGUAAUACAGAUUUGGACGUACCAAUGUAAAGUCACAGCACUGGAACUUUACGCUUUUUGCUGAGUGGACAGACAUCAGUCUAUUGGCAAAAAUGUGCCAUGCAUCAAUGUCAUUAGCUGAUGUUUACUGGUAUCACUCUUCAUCCUUACUUUAUCUUUAUUGCAUUCAUUUAAUACUGGCAGACUAGUUUACCUCACUGCUGAUUCAGAGGAUAGGUUUUAUUGGGCUGUAGAAGUCACCUGUAAGACUUCAUGAUUUGUUUUUAUGGUCCAACUUAAAAGAAAAUGUCGGCUGUGUUGAAGUAUUACCCCAUCCUUAGAGGGGUUUUAGACAUGCAGUGUUAGACAUGUUCUGGACAAGCAGCAACUUCAGUCUCACUGGAAGAACCAGAAAGAUGUGAUGUAGAAAAAAACCCAAAUCAGUUUUCGACCAUCAACUUAUUUGUAGUUUCCAGCAUCCAGUUAGAGUAACCAGUUAGAGAUGCACUUCUAUAUGAAGAGCAUCUCUAACUGGUUGCUGAGUUCACUUCACUUUCCUAAUCACUUUAAAUGCCUUCGCCCCUGUAGGGAGCAAUAUAGGAAAAGCCAUUAUAUAUAUAAUGUGUACAUGGUCAAAAUACCAGUUCAAGGCCAACCACAAAAAUAUAUAUACAUGAGUUUCAUUAUGAAUAAUUUAUUUUACUUUCUGCUCAUAACAUGUUUAAUCAUUGAGGCAGCCAAAACAAAACCACUUUGUCUGCAGCAGCUUCUGCAAACUGUCAUUAGUUUAUGUUUGUGUAUGCUUUCAUUCAUAUGUAUGGACGACGAGAACAGCCAUGGAUUUUUCUUUUUUUUUAUGCACUGUUUUCUCAAUAUAACAAAGUUUGUUUUCUCAUAAUAGCAAAUAACUUUUUUCCGUUAUCUUGACCUAACAAAGAUCAUUUUUUGUGAUAACGAAUUAUUCCACCGACCUAAAACAGUAACUUUUCAGAGAGCCCUCAUGAGUGGAAUAUUUCUGAAAUUCUUCCGUUGUCGACAGCAAGCAAGGUUUCAAUGAAAAUGCUGACGUCAUGCUCCAUGCAUGGGCAUUACGCUUUCAACGUGGGAACAUUUUACUGGCAUGUGCAAAUUGGACAACAACAGUAACAAUGGCAGACACAUUAUUAAUUAAUUUGUUGUCACAAGAAAAAAGAUCUUUGUUAUAUUGAGGUAAUGAGAUAAUAAGACAUUAUCAAGAGAUAACAGUGCAUUAAAAAAGGAAAAAUCCAUGGCCGUUCUCGUACUCUAUCAAUGAGAUUUAGUGCUCAUUUCUGAAAUUUGUUUGAUUUAUGGUUGUGGAGUUAUGAUCUGCACAUUCGCGGAUAUUAUUUAACAUUCAGGUGAACUUAAAGCCUAAUUUCUACACAUUGACUACAUUUCCGUAUUGGAUCCUAAACAAGCCUCACUCACUUCACUAUCAGUUUCUGAUGCAAAUUCCCAAGAACAAGUUCACAAAAUCCUCUCACAGCUCCCUCCGCUUUAAGCUGCUUUAGUUUUGCUAAGCCACCAACUACACUCUCUGGUAAUACAAAGUGGCUUUUUAUGGAGCUAAUAUAUACAACCUUUAUUUAACCUGAAUUUCCUGCUUGGUGCUAAUGCACAUCCAUAUAACCAGCUCAUACAUAGUUUGGAUAUGUAGCCUUUAACUCUCAUGCUGACCUUUCUAUCCAUCUGGCUCCUGCUGGAGUAAACUUGUUUCUCCCAGCCUGUGUGUUGUGCAACAGCAUGCAGCCAUACACAUGUGGUGUACGCUUGAAUAUACACAUUGAAAAAGGCCAGAUGCCUUGCAGCAUUGGAAAUGUUACGAGGUAAAUGUCAGCUGGCAGUGGGAAGGAAAAAGCAGGAAAAAUGAAACAUAUAUUCAUAAUGCCUCCAUGGAGUACAUUUGCUCACUUUCCCUUGUGUUUUCUCUGCUUUGGGCAUUUCUACCCACAAUGUUUAGUUUAUGCGCUCAACAAAACAAACAGGCAGAUAUGGCCACUAACUGUAUGCCUCCGCAGUAACAAGGCAGUAUUUGAAAAUCGCUCCAUUACCAUCGAGUUUCUGUUCAGACGAAGCCACUAUUAUGCAAAUUCAUAACAUAGUUUCUCUUCUACGCUGCGGUGUCAAAUCAGAUUACAAGCAGCUAAAUAAUAAAUGCACCUUCAGCUCUCGGAGGCACUUAUAAUCAUCAUCACAAUGUGUCAUAUUAUGUAACCCAGCAGUGGCUGUGUGUGUCUACAUGUGUGUUACAUUGUUAUUCAAUCAGCUGAGUUACGCAGCCUCGUGAGAGAGAUUGUGACACUUUGAUGACCUUUGGACAAACCUGACAGGAAUGUAACAGGAUGGAUAUGUGCUCAGAUUACAUUAAGACCCCAUUCAGAGGCUGCAUUUAUUAUCUGCCCCAUAAGGCCAAAACAGUUGAUCUUGCUGGUGCUUUGAUUACCCCAACAGUAAAAAUGCUCUAAUAGCCGCCUGGGCUGUUUUCAGAUCUGGCUAUAAGCUCUCAAGAUGAUACAGACCGAGGCUGCAUUCAAAAUCCCCUGCAGCGACGUCCCUGAUAAACGGACAAAAUCCUGCUGAAAGGUGGGGUAGGCAGGAUCUGAGGAAGUGCCAGUUUUUGGGAGAAAUCUUGAAUGUAAACUCUACCCCUUAAAACCAGUUUUCCCCUCAGCUCCUCCUCUCCCCUCCCUCUCUGGUCCAGCAAGCCCCGCCCACAAACAGACACUCCUGCUCGCUCGUACUGUUUCAAUAAUGCAGAAAAUACUUCAGAUGAUUACAAAUGGGACCCAAUCAACGUGAAAGUAAAAACCAAUGGUGCUACUGCAGAUGCCGACACACUGCUAGCAAACACAAUGUUUGCAGGACUUUUACAUCUUUAGAAACAGUAAACAGUUUGGCGGUGCUACGACACGCAGCAGGUCCGACACUUGGCUUACUUUGUUAGAGCGGUUUACUUGUCCAGCAGAAAGGUUACAGGGUCUGUAAGAUCCCGGAGCCUCCCCCAUCAUUGAUGUUGACCCAGCUUUUUAGCUCUUUUCCGGUCUACCUCCUUUUUAAGCGCUUUUUAUUCCGCCAGAGUCUCCAGUAUUUACUUUGUUUUCUUGCUUGUGUCGGCAGUCAUGGCUAAAGGAGGAUUCAGACAAUUUUCCGUACUUUCUGGUUGGUUUCUACUGUCUGAUAUUGUAGCACACUAACUUUGUUCGGGCUUUGGGGGAGCAGCGUCUGCCUCACAACCAAUCAGCAAUAAGGAGCAGCAUCCACUUUACAAUCAGGUCAGGGGAGGCGGAGAAUGGUUUUGUUUACAGUCAGAAAGAGCAGACCACUUAAAAAAUUUAAAAUGUUGACUACACAGACAUAACAAAACCCAGCGAUAUCCUUACAUUACCAAAUGUCAUCAAUAACUAACAGCUAUUGAUUGAUAUUAAAAGCUCUUUUGAAAAUACGCCACAAAAAAAGAUGCUUCUUUAACGAAUUCCUGCCUACCCCACCUUUUAAGUGAGUAUUUUUGAGUCUUUAUUUCUUGUAUUUACUCCAUGGAUCCAGGGUAUCUAAUGUUUGGUUUCCAGCCUCACACCUACACACGUGACCUUCACCCUCUUUCACAUCUAAUUGGUAGAUUCCUAAUCCUGCACAUCCUCCUGCUCCGAGUGGUCCGGCCACCAGCUGACACCUCUGAUUUGCUGCAAGGCCUAGUCGUGACCCAUCCUCUCUAUCACCAGUGUCAGGGUGUGUUCCCAUGUGUUGCUGCACACACUUCAUCCUGUCCGAGCAAUUUAUGUCUUUCUAUCUGUUUGUUAUUGUAGCGUGACCAACUGUCAGGCUGUAAACCAGGUAAAUUACGGUGGCAGCUCGCUGUUUUGACACAUUAGUUUAAUAUGUUCAUAUGACGACUCGGUCAAAAGAGAUUACUCAGAUCACUGAAGGCUGUGUAAUGGGCUAUUACAUUUUGUAUUGGAGCUGUGAAGCUGUGUGGUAUCUUUUAACACAUCAUGAGUCAUAAUUUGUGAUGAAAAAUGCUCAAACUGUGAGUCCUGCAGAGCUUUGCCUCAAAUGAUGGUGAGCUGUUGCUUGGUUACAUGUGUAGUUAGCAAAACUGUUUCGCUGCAUGUUUAAUCUCCUACUCAUUGAGAUGAUAGAGAGAGAGAGAGAGAAGAGGGAGGAAGAACAGACAAAAAAAAUACUUCACAAGCCACUGACUGUUGUGUUUUUCUUGUAAGUGUGCUCAUCUUUAUCUCUGAAGCACAGAUUCAAGCACAUGCAGUGUGUACUCAGUUUCUACAAUGUCUCGAGAUCACACACACACACACACACACACACUUAUGACUCAAUAACAUUUUACUCCAUGUCAUAGAUAAGUUGUACAUAGAUCAGUACUAUCAUCCAUUUUUAUUAUGCUAAUUUCUUCUGAAUCCAGCCCCUCAUUAGAUAGUCGCCAUCGGCUGCUGCAUCGCUAGAAACACUCAUUUGAUUGCAAAUCAGCUGUGAAAGCCUGGUAUAUAAAGUAAUAAUUCUGGUUGUCUACCGCACAACACAGGCACUUUGGCAUAAUUUCACAGUAAGCGAUUAAAACAGUUUUCCUGUAUGGAAAGGGAAGAGGACUUAAAGUUAUUGUAAGGGUUUACAUUGAGAUUAUGCUCUGUGGGCAUAUUUUCAUUUGCCUCAAACGUCCAUCUAACAUAAACUCACUCUGAAUAUGUUUAUAGACUUGAUUUGAACAUUUUCUCUAGAGCUGUCAAGUUUUCCAAGUUGGCAUGCAAAUGUUCAGAUACAUCCACAUUUUGAAGUUUUAUCUGCGAUGCCUUUUUCCUGAGCCUCUGGCAGACGGCCUGCCGGUAAAAAAGCAGUCCUACGGGGUCGAACACUUGCUGUUGCACUGCUAGUUUGUGAUGCCUCCUCCGCCGCUGCCGCCGGCACUUUACAUGGUUGGCAAGCCUUUAGGCGAGCCUGUAGAUUUGUCAUUGUUGACAGGACAGCGGCUGUGUACAGAGUCAACAAACAGCCUUAUUUUGUCUUUAAUUUCUCAUCUACGGUACAGAACUCAAAAUACCUCCACACAGGGCUUCUCAGAAGUUGUCAAAUCAGUCCGUGUGAAGGAGUCCACUGCCUGUUGACACUGUUGCAAAUGAGAACAGAAAUGUCAACAUAUGUACAGUAUUAUUACAGAAGGCCCAUUCACUUUGUUCGAUGUUUUCUUUAAUGGAAAUGAUCAGUUAUUAAUGAUUAAUAAUACAUGAGUAGGCUAAUCUGUAGGAUUAUUGACUUUACAUUAUCCAUUGUGAAACAUACACAUAUUAAAAGGCUGAAUAUUUAAAUCCUUAAAUAGCAAAUUAUUUAAUCUAAAAAGAGGUUUUUAUGGCAAGUUUGAAAAAUAAGUAAUAAAGCACAAAAAUCCAUUUCCCUGUUUAAGUGUGAGGUCGUAGAGAGCGUUAGAGGAGACAAACUAUGCAAUAAACCUGGUUCAACACCCACAUGUAGAAGACUGUGCAGUGUUCUGAACAAAAUUGGAAUCGUAUUUCACUCUAGCUUCACUUUGAUAUCAUGUGAUACAAGGAUGGAUAAUACACCUCACUGUCAUAUUUCACUACCAUCUUUUAGCCUCUAAGGUUCUUCAUUGACCUGAAGUGACUCAGUUUAUCAGUCAUAGUUUUCAAGGAACGAUCAGAGCAGAGUAGAUGUGAAUUCAUACAUUUUAUUUUCUGUUUUCUUGUGGCGAUGAGUAAUUUACUGUUGGGAUCUUGGCAAAUUUGACUUGUUAUCGUGGUCUCAUGAAGCUGGUUUUCCAAAAACAGAUUAAUUUGUCUUAUCAUCAUAAAAUAAUGAAAAUUCUAGUUACUAUUAUCUGGUGUUAUGUCAAGAAGUGGAGGGAAUAAAUGAGAUUAACUCGUUACAGCAAAGUUAAUCAGUCCACUCCACUUUGGGCCUGUUUUUACAAUCUUUCAUCAAAGAUUGUUGCAAGUUACCUGUAGACAAGAAUAAAUCAGAGUCAGCUAGUGCGAAAAAUGUAUUUCAAUAAGCCAUGAAAUACGUUUUGUUCUUUCUGCGUCAAUACUCAGCGAAGCAAGAUUUAGGUUAAGCUUGCAUUCUCAGGCAAGAGAAACAAAGUUACUGCAAAGUAUGACACUAAAUGAGAUAUAACUUUAAUAGGAGUGGUCAACUGAUAUCAUUUUUUUAUUAGCCCAUGUUGAUACAGCUUAUGAAGGAAUAGGACAGCUGAUAUACAGUAUAAUGCCAAUAUCACAUUUAGAAAGAUGAUAUUAAUGUGAGACCUUGUGAAGUCUGAUGCUGAUAUGACGCUCAUUACAUCCAAAUGUCAUCAAUCUUAUGACCAAAUUAUCGGUCUACCUCAAUUUGAUAGUGAUUUGUGAGUCAUCAACACACAUUGACUGAAAUACAGUGUUUCCACUGAACUAAAUGAUUAUUCCUGUUUGAACAUUUUUUGGUAAAUAAGUGGCACAGAAAGCGAAAAAAAAACAGGAUCCCUCUUCACAGGUGCUGUUGAGUAAUGAUGUGAAAGCCUGAACUCAACAGCUGAUUUAUUGCAGCCUGCAAAGACUGGACAGAAACCUCACGAUUGCCAUCCAACAGAGUGAUAACAGACAGGUGUUAUUGAUGGCAAAGAGGAGGCAGUGCGGGAAACAAGAAAAGCAAACACUUCACGGGACAUGUGGAGUUUAAGCUGCCGUCGCUGAGCCACUGAGAGAGGUGACGAAUGGUUUGGAGAUGAGUGUGCAGUCAUAGUCUGCAGCCGGUUAAAGUCAUUAGAAGUUCAAGUUUACAGAUAAAUGUCUGGGUGAUUCAUUCUAGAGAAAACACUGUUAGAAUCACAUGACUCACACCCUCUCUGUUUCUGUGUGUAAUGUCCUUCAUCACCUGUGCAUGCUUUAGUUUCACACAUUAAGUUCAUCCACUCCCUCUGAAUUACACAACCCUCUCUUCUUAUAUAAUAUAACUUAACAUGCAAGUAGUUUUCAUGUGUGCAACAGAGUGAUGGUGUGUGUGUGUGUUAUUUACAAAACGGAGGGCUGCCUUUGGCGGAAACCUGAGCACUCGAGAGAUAAAGCGAGGCGGACAGAAUCUAAAAAUAUCAAGCCUGAGUGAGCACCAAGCUGAAGAACAAGCAGGAAAAGGAGAAGUGGCGGUGGCUGUCUCUGCUGCCGAGCCGCGCUCUGGGUCUUCAGGCUGCUGGGCCGCCGUCUCAAGAUGAAAUAUUAGGCCCUCAUAAGCUAAAGGAAACAAAUCCAUCUGAGAGUAGACAGCUAAUUUAAAGUGACAGGCAGAACAAGAGGGGAUUCAGAUCAGAUAGUGAACGUUUGAUCUGUUUGGGGACUCGGUGUGAUGUAAAGUGGAUGAAACAGCUUUAAUAAGAUCUGAGAUAAAUUGUUUGGGCAUUCAUCAAAAUAGAAAUAAAGGAUCAUUUGUGCUCAUUAGGCAUGCAUUUUUAGAGUUGACUCUUUGCAGACUUAAAUAGCAAUUAAAGUAAAGUCUGGACCACAAUAAGAAUGAAUAAUUUGCAUGUAAAAGUUUUAUAUUUGGUUCUAUGGCUUAGGACGGCGAUAAAUCAAAAAUUUUUCCGAUACUGAAAUUUACAACAAUAACCGACAUCAUUUACCCAUGUCAAUAUAUUUGGUGUCAAAAAAAAAUAAAAAUAAAAGAUGGUUUUGGAUGUGUGUAGGUAGGCUAUGGUCUCAUCCAGUCCGUUACAAAGAGGGAAAGACAGGUGAGGAGAUGGAGGACGGUUCAAAAGUUGUAGCGGCUGAAGUAGGUGAAGUUAAUGUGGGUAGGGAGUGAGCAGCUUGUGGAAUAGUUAUUAUUAACUGCUCAGUAUAUCGUGAUAUUGAUUUGAGGCCAUAUUGCCCAGCCCUACUGUGACUAUGCUGAGAGCUACCUGCCCUUUCAUGUGUGUACGUGAGAUGCAAAAGCCUGCAGCCUGUAGAGAGCACACGCCCCCUCUCAUAUGCAUGCAUGAAAAGCAAAGGCAGGGAGAGCAGCAGCAAAGACCCCCCAGGCUGCAGACCAGAGCAGUUUAUGGUCUGUCUGAGCUGUAUAUUUACCAUCUGGGUACAACACAGAUCUCUCAAUUUCCUAAUCUGACCUCUUGAGCCUUACCUUCAUGGCCAUGCCUGCAGAGAUGAAAACAUCCACCCCCUACAUCCUGCAUCUCAGCCCUCAUCCACACUUCCUGUCUCUGCAUACCCCCUCAGUCUUACAAACUCUAUUUUCAGUCCUGAAGCAGCCAUUUGAAGCAAAUUCUCUGUCUGUCUGUUCAUUUGUCCAACCAGUCUUCAAACUUAACCUUCUUUCUGUUGGCACCUGAUAUGCAAAGUACUCUACAAAGUGUAAAUGACUGUGGACCGGCUCCGGCGGUGGCUUGAAUUGGCUGCUGAUGACUCAUAAAAACAUAGAUUUCCAUUUGAAAAGGGGGCAGUUAGCGUUGCUUGUUAUUUACGGUCACUUUAAUGCAGUCUGUCGGCGCUCUAACUGAAUAUUCUUUACACCUCGGAAAUCUCACUAAACAACACUCUGAAAGAGCUCUGAGUAAGAUGGGUGCUUUAAAGCGCCUGCUAAAAAGGAGUAAAAUAAGUUCUUUUUUCAAGGGAACUCAAAUCAGCACUGCCUCUACAGAGGAGACAUGUUGACCAAGCUCGUAUGAUGAACACUUAGCAGUAAGAUUAGCAUUUUUACGCUGUGAGAAAAUGAGUCCAUUUAGGGGAAUCUAAAGCCGGAGUUGAAUCCUUAAGACUUGAAUUGGUCUCAAUGGCGUGUUUCCUCUCAGCUGCAGUUCUUAGCCACUUCUCUCCUACUCUCUCUCUCUCUCUCUGUACUACAGCUGUGAAUAAAGAGCAAAGCGAUGAGGGUUUGUUCUCUGCAGUUCUAAAUAUGGAUGCACAUUUACAUGCUGUUUCAAGAACAUGCACAGUUCCGCUGCAGACACAAACGCACACAAAUGAGGAACAAACUUGAUGUUGUUGAGACUGAGUGGAUCAGCAGGUGAAUGAUGGUGCACUUGUAUAUUAUUUUUUGAAUAUGAAAUGCAGGUGCAUGAACACCCACACAGACACUGCAACACUUAUUGUCACACAUACACACACCCUCAGGAACCAGCCUUUGUCCUGCGGCUUCUGCUUCCUGCAUGUAAAGCGCACACCACAGACUCUUUUUUUCACUAGUGGUAAAAACAGAUAUGAGUGUAAUUUCAUGUCAUAUUGAUCCACGAGCACAAAUAGGCAUCUUAACAAGCAGAGCAGGAUCAUAUAAUUCAAUUUAUGUCCUUUUCCCUGUGUUUUGGGUCACACAGCAGCAGAGAGGUUGGAAGGAGAGCACAAACACCUUGUGAGUACACGGUUCAGACUGUUGUCUGCUGAGCAGAGAGGAACAGCCUGUGAGGUUAAAGUGUCACUUUUUCAGCCUGCAUGAUGAGUGCGGGGAGAGACUCGCCAAGUACAAACUCAGGUAGUACGCCAGAAUUUUCAGUUUGUGUGUUUCUUCAGCUGAAAAUAUUUUGUUUUGAAUUUGAAAGUGAAGUAUCGUUGGACAUUGAUUCAUGCGUUACUUAUGUGAUAUUUGUGGUAACUUCUUCAUUUCAGGUUCAUUUUUAAACUUUGUUUGCCUUGUGGCUACAUAUCCGGGUUUGCUCUUUAUAUACUAAAAUAACACUAUUUAUUUAUGUUUUAUGAUCAAGCUGUGUCCUGUCAAAUCAACCAGGAAAUACAAAUGAUAUACUUCAACUUUGGCUAAAAUGUUAGCUACCGAGGAUAACAGACACUUGGCUACUGCAGUCUCAAGGUGGGAUAUUUGGGCUAUACAGUUUGUAACAUUUGUAGCGUUUGUAAGCAUAAUAGCAGGUUAAAGUCUUUUCACCUUUGACCCUCUCUUGUUGACUGUAACAGAGGCGAAAAUAGAGAGAAAGAGUUGGCAAUGUGUAGCACAAGAGCUGGAAGGGCAGAACAGAACUGUGUGUGUGCAUGUCUGACUGUGUGUGUAUGUGGAGCUCCUGGUGUGUGUGUGUGUCAUUCAUGCUCCCAUGACGACAUAGUAUGAUGUGUAGUGACAUGUUGGACACCAGCCAUGUGUAAAUACAAAGGCAUAAGAGAGGAAGAACUCUAUUCCAACAUUGCUACAGGGUUGUAGUAUGAAAGAGGUUAAUGUUAGUUUCUGUCAGGUUUCUGAUUCUGAUGUAUAUUAUUCUUCACAUUAUUACUUACAAUCUGCAUGAUUGUUUUCUACAAUUUCUUGGUCUGAAAAAGUUAAAUCAGUGCAGCCCCUUUACUCAUAAAUCAACUCCCUCCUUGUGUUUUUUCCAAGAAGGUGGCUUGAUAUAAGCUUGUACACGACCGCCAUUGAGCAACAUUUGUCUUUGUAAUUAAAUUAGAUGAUGUAAUUUCAUUCGACAUCAUCUGCUGUGACUAACAUAAUGCAAUUGCCUCAGCUACAGUGAAUCACCACCAGAUGUGUUUGUCUGUGGGAGAGAGAAUCCACCAAACACGUCAGACGCUACUGUGUGAAGUGCUGUUUUUCAGUGUUGUGCUUUUACGACCUCUAUGGGCAUUCACAUGUGAAAACGUUUGCAUGAUUGUGUGUAUAUAUAUACAUAUACAUAUACAGCACAGCCUGUGAAGAUAGAAUUUACUUGACUUAAUGGCUCCCACACCAAAGUCAUCAGCACAAACUUAAUCCUGAGGGUAGAAUAUGAGCGAGAGCUAAAAAUAGUCCUUGUAGCUUCAGUAACAGGCGUAGCAGGAUAUGGUUGUCUGGUAGAUGAUGGUAGGUGAAGGAAAAAAAAAGCUAAGGGAAGGGAUGGGGGAGGGAGAAGAUUAAAGAGAAGACGUAUAACUCGAGGAGAAAUUUAAACGACAGGUGGUUUCAUGUUAUAAAGAAGCCUGAGAAGAUUAAAAAAGCUUCUCAUUAACUGUAGAAAAUGACAUUUAUCAAAGUAGCGAAGGCGAAAAUAAACCACUACUAUCUCUGCUUUAUGUCGUUUUUGCUUAAGAGGCUUUUUGGCUGGAUGGAUCUCAGACAUUUUGUUCUUACUUUUCUAUAUUUGAGUCAUUUGCAUUUGUAUUUGUGUGCGUAUGUGUGUGCCGGUUCUUUCUUUUGUUUACCGACAAACAGGCUCGGUACACGUCUAAAUAAGUCGACAACUCUGUCUCAUAAUGGAUCGAGAACCUGAUUAGAGACAGACAGAUAAAAAGACAUGAUCUAGCGCCAUCAUUAAUGCCGUCUGUUCGCAAACCCUAAUUAUAGCUAAACACGCUGCCCUCCCUCUCCCUCACUCCCACUGUCGCUCCUGUUACUAACCUCACACAAUGCUUGACAAUACGAACAAAGAUCCCCCCAGGCCCCUAAUCUAAUAGAGCAGUCCCUACAAGACAUCCACCAACAUGCACACACACACGUGUACACACACACACACCAGCCAACAUAUAGUCAGGAGGGAAGAUGAGGGAGUGAUGGAAAAAAAAAGACGUGUAGUCAGAUAAAGGAGAUAAAUUGGAGUCUGAGCACAGAAUGACAUAAAGAGAGGAUUUUUUUUUUUUUCCCAGAGUCUCAGAGGGCUGUUGGUGUGAUGUCUAUCAUGAGGGAGCUCUGGUGGGACCUCAUUGUUCCCUUCUUUGUGUGUGUUUCCAUCUGCUGCCAGCCCCUUUAGGGUCCAGUUAUAUUCUGUCAUGAGUGUGGUCUCUGUGUGUGUGUGUGUGUGUAUGUCUCCUUAUCCUGCAGUAGAGUUAACUCUCCUGAAGCAGUAUAUAUUGAUUUUUGGUGAGAGCUGAUCAGCAGGAAGAAAAAGGCAGAGUGCUGCAGAGCUGUUUGAAACAUGCAGGACAAAAAAAAGACCUGAAAUGCGAAAAGAGGAAAAGGCAAAAAGACCAACUGCUGACCUCUGCGUCUGACUCUGUCCUCUCUCCAUCUGCUUUUGUCUUCAGCCUUGUUGUUUCAGGGACAAACAGGAGUAAGCGCUCUGAAAUCCCUCUCAGCUCAUUGACUGCUCAGCUAGUGAUGUAAAAACUUUGAUUUGUCACAUGACUCACAUCUCUCAGCGCAAUCGUGAACAUACUGUCACAACUGAGUAGUUUGUAGCUCUAAAAAAGGAAUAAUGGCAAUACUUGAAAUCAUGGAAAUCAACUUAUAAUUGUCGCUUUAAGCCAGACUUUGAGCUAUGGUUUAUUGACCCAUAUUAAGCUUUGAGGAUGCACAGCGGCAGUGGCGGUUCUAGACCAAAUUACUCCCCGGGCGAGCACCCCUCCAAGUGCGCCCCCCCCCAGCUAGAAUUUUGAACAGAUAGUUUUGUAUUACUAUGUAUUAUUAUUAUUAUUAUUAUUAUAACAACAAAAUUAAUAUAUUUCUCAGUUGCAGAAAUCCUUCAAUAGAAAAAAACACAAUCCUGAGGGCCAUUUUCAGAAGGGCCCCCAGAUCCUGAGGUUUUCUGACGUGUUAAGGUUUACAAAAAAGCUGCUAUCUCGGCCUCUGUAGUAGAUAGAAACAAAAUUCAAAAAGUAUUUGAGAGCUUAAACAUGUGGCUUUCAAGAAAGCUCUUUUUUUAGUUUUGCGAACCUUCAUCACAUUUUUGAAAACCUUGAACAAACAAACUCAAAUGAAAUAAAGCGGCUGUAUAAAUAAAAGUAAAGGCUCUGCACUGGAGAAUGACAAAUAAUUUGCUUUCUGUAAAACAAGUGUCAGUCAUGAUAAAGUGUCCAUUCAAUACAAAUGUAAAUGUAGAAAAUAAGGUGUUGAAAGGGUAUACAGCUGCCUCAGUAUAGUGCCAGUACAAAAGCAGAACUAAAAACUAAAAAAUGAAUAAAUAAAUACGUGGCUGACAGUGUGUUCAUCUCUGUUCUCACCCAAAGUCAUGCAACACUCAGAGAAAACGCUGAUAGUGUGAGCCAAAGCACUCCCUAUGAAGAGGUUGUCCACACUGCUGGAUGUUUCUCCUCUGAAGCUGCUCUCUGCCGCCGUCAUUGUUUACUUCACUCAUGAAGCUCAUCAAGCACGUAGCAAGAUCGCUACGAGCGCUUUAUUCGCCUAUCAAAGGCAGACGGGUACGGUGAUUUCAUUCACCACGACUCCAGAAAUGAUUAAAAAACUACAAAAUGACGUAUCCGCGCUCCCGCUGAUAUGCUGACAUGCGUACACAGAGCAGAGCUCGCGACUCUCUCCCCGCCUCGUCUCAUACAGUCUGUCAGCCUCUGUGCAGCACCUUCGGAGCAAGCAGGGGCGCCUACAGCAGCGGGGGGGGCGCCAAUUUGACAACAAGAGUUAAUACAAAUCCGCUUUGCGGUCAAGAUUUAUUAUUAUUAUCUUUUAUUUUAUUUUUUUGGAAGUGCUCGUGCCGCCCCCCAUGAGUCAUGACACAAAUGCCGCCCCGGGCGGCUGCCCUGUUCGCCCGUGCCUAGAACCGCUACUGCACAGCGGAGACCAUUAGACUGAGUGCUUGCUUAGCUAACAGGCUGCUAACUAAUAGGCUAUUCCUUCCUAUUUAGUUGCCUUUUACAAGUGAAUUUGUAGGGGUGGGAGAUAAAAAUUAUUCACAUAAGUAUCACAAUUUUUUGUUUUACGAUUUUUCAAUGAACUUUUUUGUUAAAAAUUUGAUUUUUUUUUUUCAAAUUCAAGAACAAAUCUUAAAAACUGACUUACAUGUGAUUUGUAUAUUUUGGGGAAAUAUUGUUCCUUGAGUAGUCAAUAUAAAAUCAUAAUCAUUCGACUGUUUCACUGGUGUUAAAAAUGCAGAUUAAAAAUUGAGAAAAUCGACAAUAUCGUAGAAUUGCAAUUUAAAUCGAAUCGGCACCAAAAAACUCGUAGAAGAAUCCAAUCAGGAAAUUUGCAUGAUUAAAAAAUACUUAUCUUGUUUUAACACACAAUGAAUCCAAGUUAUGCUGUCCUGUUAGAAUACAGAUACAAAUGAUAUAAAUUCAGGUUGACUGUAUCAGUUUUAUAUAAUAUAUAGAUGACAAAUUUACAGACAGAUUUCAGAUUAUACAAGUCUUUCCUCAUGGCGACAGAUGUAGCGUUUCUAUGGUUUCGAUUUACAAAAAUGUGCACUUCUUUCUUUGGACACUAGAGGCGUCAUCUGUAUAUUUAAACCUCAAAUCAGAGAAAUGAAGCCGAUGCAGAAAUGCUAAAACUGCAGUUCCCUUAAGUGCCUGCUCUGGGCUGGCAGCAGAAGCAUCAGAAGUUAACAUAGUCCGUUUUUAGAGCAAAAACAUGCGUGUUUACAACCUGGUUUAAAAAAACUGUUUUGUUUUGCAUACCCACUGAAAGUUUUUAGGGUUACAAAAGGAUCAGGAGGGGCAUUAAGUUGCGUUAGAGCUUUUGUGACAGGUUGCAUGCCAUGAAACCUGUGGCUCUGUGUGUACAUCUACGAUCGACACAGAAUCUGAUAUCUUGGUGAGGACCAGCAGGUCACCAAUCACCAAACAGACUGGAAAUCAGCCACCUGUAGUCACCUGCUCAAUGAUCCCUACACUCCUACGUUGAUAAGUGGAAGACAGAAUGCAAAUUCUCAUAACAAGAGCGUAGAGACAGAGACAAAAAGGGUUUACCAAGAGAAGAAAAUUCAAAUUGUUUGGUAUUUUUUACCCUUUAUUACCUAAAUUAGAUUUAUUUGUCCACAUCAAACAAACAUUGAAGAUCCUAAACACAUCAGACAUUUCAAAUGCAGAUUCCCGACUCUCCGUGCCGCAGUUGUGUCAGCAAGUGGUCUUACAUAAUGCCGCAUCCAUCAGCAGGAGACAAGAAACCUAAAGAGACAGCCUGUUGGAGACUCCAGGCUGUAGCCCACGCAAACAAACAGAGGGAUUCUCCACCCGCGGGGUCAUGAAACCUACCCCCAGUCACCUGGAUCGGCCCCUCCUUCUCUUGUCCUGUCCACACAGAUUGCUGUAAUACCUGGCACUGCAAGGUCAAGGGUCAGGAGUCCUAAAAGCAUCCAAGUAUACCAAAUAUCCAAAUCUGCACACCAGAAAAUCCCUGAAAAAGAUGCUGUUCCCUCAUUUAUAUAUUUGGCAGACAUUUAGCAGAAACUUAGCAGGGAUUGAGGAAGGGACCCCUGUAGUGAGACCCCUGAUUCAAACUCAAGGGUUGAGCCUCUGGGUCAGGGUCAGUUUUGUUGUUAUUAGGAAGUAACACUUGCUGAGUUUGAAUAAAGGAUCCAACGUAAUGGAUCAAAUUUUAUAUUAAAUUUUAUAUUAAAAGUCUGGCUCACUUGGUGUAUCAGAUUUUGGAUAAAGGGGUCCUACCUCAUGGGUUUGUUGGAUUCUGAAUAAUAACCACUGACCUUGCAAUCUGUUAAUCCAAUGAAGGAUACAACAAACAUUGUAGUUUUUUUUUUUUUAUUGUGUGUUUGAGGCGGCAGAGAUGUACUUCCCCUUCAAUGCCCCAGCAGGAUGGAGGGUACACACAGCGGGAGAUGAGCCUCUGUUUACUGAGUCGUGUUCAGCAGAGUGGGCUGCAUGCGUGAGACUUCUGAAAGUGCGGUCCCUCUCUGUGCAGCCCACAGGAGACUGAGUGCUGAGUUGCUGAGGGUGGAGUGAAUCGCAAAAUCUGUGAGCUCUGUGGAGCACUAAGCCCGACAUUGUUCUGCCUCUGUAAAGAUUGACCCAAGCUUUGAGAGGAUGAGUUUAGUCGCUUUCUGUCUCCUCGAGCACUUCUUCAUUUUAGAUCAGAGAGCUCUGGACAGAAAGAUUUGUACCAAAGUUCAGUCUUGAUUAAAACAAAAGGACUCAGUGUUUCUUACUUCCUGUUGUUCUGCUGAUGAUGAGACAGAAAAACUUGAAAUAGAUUUCCAAAGAAGGGAAUAAAAUUCUCUGUUUUUGUGGAUAUCUAUAAAUGACUAUGAAUCUCGAGAGACAAGUAGGGAUUGCUCAUUUUUGAGGGAUAAUCUUCUUCAGAUGUCUAAUGUUUUUGUCUCCUCUCCAGCUUCUCACGAACUUUUCUUUUUACUUUCCUUUUCUUUCUAGUGGAGCUCGAUGCUGAGCAUGCACAGAGGGUCCCUGGGGCAGAACAAGGAGGCAUGCCAACUCCCCAGGUCAAGCUGAAAGAGAGGCAGAAGUUCUUUGAGGAAGCCUUUCAGCAAGACAUGGAGCAAUAUCUGUCUACUGGCUACCUGCAGAUCGCUGAGAGGAGAGGUGAGAAGGAAAAGCAAUGAGGUUAGACGUUCUUUUGAGGUGACACAGCUCUGCUCUUAGAUUCAUUUCUAUCAGCUCUAAAUCGAGCAUGUACUUUAAAAAAAGGAAAGUUUCUAAGUUGAGAUCAGGAUUCUGGUGUCUGUGACUUAUUAAACAGUGAAUGCAAAGCUAUCAAGCAUUAAAGUAACUUAAUUCAAAAGCCACGAUAGCAUCAGCUGAAACCUUCACACUUCAGCUGCAUAUCUCUAGAUUGGGCCAUAAUAGCUUUCUGCUGCGACGCUCCUCUCUGAUUGCCUGUCGCUAAAUCCACAAGUCGAGACAUUACUCUGAAAAAUGCCACCGUGCCGUAUAAAUGUAGUCUUCCUCUGGGAUUGUAAUGGAAUCCUGCAGCAGCAUACCUCAUGUGUUACCACUAAAAUCCUGUGCUAAAAUACCCAGAGGAUGCUCUGAAGCGAGGGACUGCAUACUGCUCUGCAAGAUGCAUUAGACUCAAGUGGAUAAGACUGUGGAAUGUGAUUUUUCUUCCUCUUUUACUCAUCUAUCGUGCUCCUUUAAUCCUCUGGAUAUGGCUUAUUAGAGAGGAUUGUGAAGCAGUGAGGUGGGAGGAGGGAUGGGGUGAGAGGAAAGGGACUUAAGGAGAGGAGAGGGUGAGGACUUGUGUUUGCACUGUCAAUAAAAACAACCUGCUUUUUUUUAACUUAAUGCAAUGAUGCAUAAAAAACAGGCCCUAAAGCCAUAGUUUGUGCUGCCCAGAGUCAAUGUUAACAGCUCAUUAUUCAGAGACUAGCAAGGAUCUUUUUUGUUACCAAAUAAACAGAGGAGGUGUUUAGAUGGGGACUCCAGCCUAUACUAUGACAUUUUUAUCAUACUAUACAAUGAUAUCUUUAUCAUACUACAGUAUGACUUUUUUUCAAACUAAAAUAUGAAAAAUUCACAUACUAUAAUAUGACAUUUUUAUUACACAAAACUAUGAUAUUUUUAUCACACUAUACUAUGACUUUAUUUUAAACUAAAAUUUGACAUUUUUAUCAUAGUAUACUGUGACAUUUUUAUGAUUGUAUAAUGUAACAUUUUUAAUUAUACUAAACAAUGACAUUUUUAUUGUACUAUACUAUAACAUUUUCAUCUUUCCGUACUAUUUUUUUUCAUACUAAAAUGUGAAAUUUUUAUCAUACGAUACUGUGACAGUUAUAUUAUACUAUACUAUGAUAUUUUUAUCAUACCAUACUAUGACUUUUUGUCAAACCAAAUUUGAAAUCCUUAUCAAAGUAUUAUAUAACAUUGUUAUCAUAAGCCACAAUUUUUUUGUCAUACUGUACUUUGUCAUUUUUUUAUCAUACAAUUCUAUGACCUUUUUCUAUCAUUUUCCAUACAUAUCAUACUUUACCUGACCGAGACCUGAACCCAUGGCAUUUUGUGCCAUAAGGCAACAGUGGUUUCCAUUACACCAUGGUACCGCACAUGUAACGUUAGAUUUUUACAACAAACUCUACUGUGAUUUUUUUCAACAGAUUAUACUAUGAUAUUUUUAUCGUACUCCUAUGACUUUUUUCCAACUAUAAUUUUUUAAUUUUUAUCAUAGUACACUAUGACAUUUUUAUGAUAGUAUGAAAUGACAUUUUUCAUACUAAAACGUGUAAUUUUUUCUUACCAUACUAAGAAAUUUUUCCAUACUAUACUAUGAUAUUUUUAUCUUACUAUACUAUGAUUUUUUUUUCCAAACUAAAAUUUGAAAUUUUUAUCAUAGUAUACUAUGACAUUUUUAUCAUACUAUACUAUGACAUUUUUAUCAUAGUAUACUGUGACAUUUUUAUCAUACUAUACUCGGAUAUUUUCAACAUUCUCUACUUUGAAUUUUCUUUCAACUAAAAUUCUAAACCUUUCUCAUAGUGUACCACGGCAUUUUUAUGGUACUAUGAUAUGACAUUUUUUCAUACUUAAAUGUGAAAUUUUUAUCAUACUGUACUAUGACAUUUUUAUCAUACUACACUAUGAUAUUUUUAUCAUACUAUAGUAUGAUCUUUUUAUCAUGCUAUACUAUGACACUUUUAUCAUACUAUAUCAGCCAAAUAAGAAUCAACCUGCUGUAACUGCCUUUAUACUUCUGUCAUCAGCUACAAAGAGAGGCUGUUAAAAUAAAGAUAAAGUACCUGCUAGCUUAGAUUCAAGUAGAGAUGCUGAGAACAAAAGGAGAGAGACAGAGGAAAUAAACUAGAAGUAGAUGGUCAAGCAAAGAGAGAAAGCUCUGCUGAUGCCUUCACCCACUAAGCCAUCAAAAGCCAGUCUCAAGGGUCGUCUUAUACACACAAACACACACACACUUGGAUACCCUCCAUAAUCUCACCACAGUCUCUCCCAGCAGGGAAACCUUUUAGGCAAGGUCACAGAGAGGCUAAGAGGGGAACAUGUUAAAGUCAGCGACACGGAAAUGAUGUUCUCAGUGCAGGGCUUUCUUCAGCAAGACUCUCAGUCUUACUGCUGGUUUAAGUGAACUGUGUGUGUGUGUGUCUUUGUAUGUGUAUCUAUGUAUUUGGAUUCAUGUAUUAGAUACUGAAUCAACAUCCUCCGUGCUAUGUUUUAUGAGCCUGAACAACUGCUGUUUGGUGGUAAUCGUGGAGCUGACAGGAAGAAGCCACACACUGAGCAUUCAUUAGUGAGCAGUAAACCUCAGUUUCUCUCAGAUGUGUCACACAAAACAACACUGCUGACUCCGCAGAGAAAACCGAGGGAAAAAAAUGUUUAUACGACUGGAUUGGUGUGAAACAUCUCAAGUGAUACUGUACAUGUGUAUGUGUAAAAAUAAGACAUCAUUUGUGUGAAUUUGCAUUCAAUUCAUCCAUGUCUGUGUUAAUUCAUUAGAAUAAUUAUCAAUAUUUGUUUAAUAUUUUUUUGGACAUUCAGAUGAAUUGCCAAAGUUGAUUGAUCUGAUCCGACACUCACUCAUGUGUCUGUUUGUGUGAUAUGCAGUGUUUUGCUUUUUGAAGUAUGGAAAGACUUUUGGGGGGAGUCUCCAUGGGAAAUAACACCCCCCUUCUUUCUCUCUUUCUUCACUCUUCUGCUCUCCCUCCCUGUGCCGCCCUUCUCUGCUCUCCUCAUUUCCUUGAGGUACGGUAGCCAAUGGCAUCUUCUCUUACUGCUGUGUGCCGACCAAUCAUCUCCCUUCUUUUCCUCUCGUGCUUGCAACUUCACCCUGCCCUCUCCUCCUUUAUCCCCGCAGUGCAAUGACCGGCUGUUUGUGACGCAUGCAGCACAUCAUGCUAGUUUGCACCCUUGCAAGGUGGUGAAUCCAGGACUCUACUAGUUGCUUAAGUUUGUCAGUUUUGUUGUAACAUCAACAUAAGAACAGGAAAAACAGGCAACAUGAGAGAUUGAUUAGAUACAUUUGAUCGUGUAUAUUUUGCACAACUUUAACAUCUUGAGUAUCAAACAUUUUGUGAAGUGUGGAGAAUCAACUAUACUACACACGCUUUUAUUUUGAAGGUUAAGUAAAUUCAAGCUAAACUCCACAGCAUUUUUAAUGUUUACUUAUACCGUUCUUGACUGUAUGUGAAUUUAAAGAAGGGGUAGAUGACUUAAGAGAAAAAUAAAAUAAAGUCUAAACUCAAAACGUCAAAGGAUCUCCUCCCAAAUACCUAAACAUGCUCUGAUCCAUCCAAUUAGUUAAUUUCACCUCAGUUCUAAUGAUCUGAUUGGGUGGACAGAUGUUCUAUCAGAGCAUUUUACUUCCAAUAACUAUGAACAUUACUCCCAAAAUUAAUAGACUUUUUCCCUUUGACAGCUGUCUUCUUGUGACUUUGUGUUCAGGAUGAGAAACGUGUGCAUUGCUAUCCUUUAUUAUGACGGUGCCCCGGCUCAUAAGUCGUACAAGCCUCAAUAUUCUAACUGUGGUCAUUUACAGCUCCCUGAUUAUUAAGCAGCUACACAGACUAUAGACAGAGGUGAUUAGGAGAGAGAUGGGGCCAUAAUCCAAGUUUAAAAACACAUCUGAUGGCUCAUUAGCAAACAUUACAGCACAGUUAACAUCAAUAUUAGGCACUCCCUAUUUAUUAUUAAAGCCCCUGUAAGGAGUUUUUGAACAGUGAUGCAUCUCUUCGAUGUGCAAAAGCGAAUGAGACCAUCAGUGAGAAGAUUGACAAUGUUUAUACCAUUAUUUUUAAUCCCCAUAAAUGCUGUGUGAAGAAACAUUAUCAGCAAAUAGUCACGAUGAAUAAUAAUUUUCACUGCUAAAACACAUCAGGAGAAAUCAGCAUCAAUGUAAGCGUUACCACUUUGUCCACAGGGGGCGCCAAAGUCAACACAACAGAAAAUUCCUCAAGGUUUCAAAAAAUAUUUGAUACAGGGAAAGAGAAAUGUUUACACAAGCAACUUGAUCAUUUUGAAGGCUGUUUAUGUUAGUUUAGGCUGCUGAAGCCCACAUUCGCCCACAGAGCUGUAAUUUAGUCAUCUUUAUAAAGGUUUAAAAUUCAUUAAAACUAAACCUCUCUGAUCAUCAAAUUGCAGGACAGAACUGGCUGCUGUGUCAAAAAUCAUGUUGAAAGAUUUUGUUGGACAUUUUGUAUUUUCUAGUCUGACCCAUGGUGAAGGUGGGCUUUGAGACCCAUACGGCAGCCUGUCCUUGUGUAGCUCUAAGUCUUAAGCCUUCACAUGGGAGCCAUAAUAGCGGCUCUUAAGUCCAUUUUAUAUGCUGCUUAUGGAAGAUCCUAAUUAAAAGCUAUCAAUCUGUCAAAAGUGGAUAUGGACAUUUAGACUCUGUGCUAGCUGAACUCUUUGCUUUUAUAACACUGAUAUAUGUCCACUAAAGGAUAAGGUCACGUUUUCAAGUGUGUCUUGAAACUGUACCUGCUUCAUCAUAUGUACAUUGAAAAUGAAACAUGUUUGCCGUGUUUGUUUCACCUCUCUCUCUCAAAUUCAACAAUGAAGUCUCAGCGACUAUUUCCUCUGUUCAUAAUUGGACAAAAAAAAGUCCAUAUAAAACUUAAGAAGUUAGUUAAACAAAGUUGGUUUCUCCAUUUGGGGAUGUGUUUUUGCAGAAGAGAAACAGAGGAGAUCUCUUGAACGGGGCCCGGCUGCCAUAGAAAAUGAUCUUCUUGUAGUUACAGUCAAUAAGAUAAAGGAUCACAGGGACUGUUGACUCUCUCUUUCUCUCUCUCUCAAUGUACAUAUGGGCAUGAGAGUGUAAGAAACUAUCCUUUAAGGGUAUUGUAGGUUUUGUAGGUGUUGCUUGUUUCCUCCACACACAGCUUUUACAUACUGUGAUAUUCGCCAAUCCAUUAUUUAUGAUUCUGCUUUGGUCAUGAGGUAAACGAACUGAUAGCUAACCCAUUUCAAUGCAUCAUCCAGCCUCGGUGUGCUCCAUUUGCUUCUGCUUGGCGCAUUUCAGAACAACAGCCAGUUUGAAGGGCCUGGACUCAGCCCCUUGCUACUCCCCUCUGAAUGCUCCCAUCUUGUUCUCAAGCUAAUAUCUUGCUGUCCCAUAUCAUGUCCAGAGCCAAUAGGAAGCAUGUCGUCCAUGGAGGUGAACGUGGACAUGCUGGAGCAGAUGGAUCUAAUGGAUAUGUCCGACCAUGAAGCCCUGGAUGUGUUUCUGCACUCUGGUGGAGAGGAUAACAGUGCUGCCUCUCCAGUUGCAGGUAUGCGACUAUAAACACAAAAUAGCACCAAAAUACUUAUAAAUACAACAAAUCCAUGUCAGUUUCUGCAACACUUUACUGCAAACUUUUUCUCUGCAUCACACGUAAUAAUUUACCCGUGUAGAAAUCGUGUUCAGGAAGAUUGACAGGACCGGCGUUUAGGCAGGAUGCAUCAACACCAUCUGUCCACAUCUGCUCUGAAAAUUCUUGUGACAGGGAACAACCUACAGCGUCAAACUGACAGCUCAUCCUCAUCUAAAAAUAAAUUCAUGGCAAUAAUUUAGCUUCAUUUUAUAUGUCUGUAGGAGGCUGAGCUCCAAGGACAAAGUUAGUUUGAAAACGACUCAUGAAGUCAUCCCAGCAAGCCGAGCAGAGCCCUCAUUUUUGAGCAGAAGAUGACUAAAUCAUCAGUCUUUCCGGGGGGUCAUAAUGUCAAGGCUGUCACGAAUAACACAUGAUUUUAUGUGAUGUCUAUUUCUGGUUCACAGAGUGACGUUUGAGGCCUGUCAAUUAUAUAUUAACAAAAUAUAUAUCUUACUGCUGUGACGAGGCUUUUAAAAAUGGGUGUAAACGGGGUCACUCAGACUCUACUGGACACUCACGGUACUGCAGUUUUUUGCACAGCUACAUACACAGACCUGGUUUUUUAACAUGAGGCGUUACCACUUUGUUAGCACAGAUCUUAACCUGACAGGUAUAUUGUGGGAUAACAAUCCAAAAAAGAAAAAGCCUGCCCAUUUCUUCAAUUUAACAGAAAAUAUAAAAAUCAUAAUGUUUAAAGGUGGGAUCGGCAGAAUCUGAGGAAGUGCCAGUUUUUGGGAGAAAUCUUGAAUGUAAACACUACACCUCCCAACCAGGUUUCCCCUCAGCUCCUCCUCUCCCCUCCCUCUCUGCUCAGACUACCAGCAAACACAAUGUUUGCAGGACUUCUAAAACUAGCAUAAAGUGACAUAGUCCAGGACCCGAGGUCAACGGUUUAGCGGUGCUACAACAUGCAGCAGGUCCAGUUGACGAGAAACACUUCUUUUACACUUGGCUAACUUUGUUUAAGUGGUUUACCUGUCCAGCAGAAAGGUUACAGGGUUCGUCAGAUCCUGAAGCAUCCCCCAUGUUUAUGCUAGCUUCAUGUUGACCCAGCUUCUUAGCUCUUGUCCGGUCUACCUCCUUUUUAAGCGCCCGUUAUUCCGCCAGAGUCUCCAGUAUUUACUUUGUUUUCUUGCUUGUGUUGGCAGUCGUGGCUAAAGGAGGAUUCAGAUAAUUUUCUGUACUUUCUGGUUGGUUUCUACUGUCUGAUAUUGUAGCACGCCAACUUUGUUUGGGCUCAUGAAUGACACUAGGGAGCAGCGUCUGCCUGACAACCAAUCAGGAUGGGGAAGGCUAGGAAUGGCUUUGUUUACAAUCAGAAAGAGCGGAGUGCUUUAAAAUGUUAAAAUGUUGACUACACAGACAUAACAAAGCACAGCAAUAUCGUCAUAUUACCAAAUGUCAUAAAUGACUAAUAGCUACUGACUGAUAUUAAAAGCUUUUAUAUAUACACCGCAAAAAAAGAUGCUUCUUAAACAGAUUCCUGCCUACCCCACCUUUAAAUUGUUUGCUUUUAUUUCUAAGAACAGGGUUGAUUAAAGGGACUCUUCCUCAUUCUAGGUCCAGAUGUGGAAUCCUUCACCACAGAGAUCAGUCUCCAGGUCCCGACCCAAGCGGAGCUCCGCCACAAGCUUUCCUCCCUCUCCUCCACCUGCACCGAUUCAGCCAGCCAGGACACAGAGGCUGGGGAGGAGGACGACGAGGAAGAGGAGGAGGAGACUGAACAGGGGGGAGGAGUGGUAGGAGUAGGAGGAAGGAGGAGAAGGCCCCCUGUGGUGGUGACGCUGGAUGAUGAAGAGGUGCACGCUGAUACAGCGCUGGUAGACAAGGCGGAGCAGGAUGAGCAGAACAGCAAAGACUGUGGGGAGAGCAGGCCGAAGGUUUGAGGGAACGAGGACUUAACACAAAUACACACACAAUCACAAACACACACAGAGUUGCAAAAUCAAACUGAUUAAGAACAACAUUUGCUCCGUUUCGAAACAUCUGAACGAUAAUACACUGAGGUUGCACUAACUGCCAAAUGACUUUGCCUUAAAGCCCACAGAUGUGAGUUUUUAAUGCUAAUCAAAUCCUGUGAAACAGUUUUGUUUCCUUUAGCAUUUGAGCACCGAACGGCUGAACAUGCACAAGAAUAGCUUGACACCAUUCAGAUUUAUUCUGCGUGACGGCGGUGAAACAUACUCUGAAACCGUCUUUAUGUCUCACUGCAGAUCUUUGCUUUCACGCACCAUGCUAACAAUUUAGCUAACACCAUGCUGACAGACUGCAGCUGUAAAGCAUUCGUUUUUUUCUGACAGGCUUUACCAGUCUUGUCAGGUUUAUGAUGCCUGUGUAUUAUAAGCUUUCAUUCACACCUCUGCAGAGGUUUUAAACAUGAGGUAUACAGUAAUAACCACCUUUCUUGCUUUUGUGGAUCAUACAGUGGCAUCAGUGCUAAUUUCAGUGUGUUACGUAACUAGCUAAAACUCCUCACGGGAGCUUUAAAGCACUAAAAUGUAGAAUUUUUGGUGCUGUGUAGCUUUAAACAAUAUUAAAAUCUUGGCUAAUUAUGCCAUGAAUGGAAAUGUUUUUAAAAUAAUUUGUGAUUUCGAUUCAUUAAAUUGUUCUAAAUUGUUAGCACAAAAUGUUAGCACAUGGAUGCAUUUUUGGUAAUUUAUCGAAAAGCUGAACCCCAAAAGCAUGAGUGUUUUUAAGCUAAUUACAAUCUGCAGUAUUUUCAAUGUGAACUACCUAUAAGAAAAAAAAAAACAGUUUUUCUAUUGGCUUUGAUAAACAUGAGGUAAUAACUGGCAGUCAGCUGGCAGUGGGUUUGACACCAUGAAGCCUGAAGUGUUUCAUUCAGAUAGGAGGAGAUCAUUGAUCAUCAUUGAGGUUGAUGAGGGUGAAAACAUUAAAACAUAUGCAUACAUACAGACUGUGCACUGAGAACAUGCAGACGUCACAGUGAGGUGCAAACAUCAUGUGCGUGAGUGUGUUUACAUGUACUGUAAAUCAACUUGAGUCUUUCCAGGAGUUAUUUCACUGCAGCAGGAAGGCAGUUGUACCUUCCUGUUUCAAUGAACCUCUACACGCUCCUCAUAUGUCCAUGUCUUGCAGGAAACUGUUUUUAGUGUGCUGGGAAGUUGUUACAGUGUAACAGGAAGACACACAGUGGGUGCCUGGAAGGUACCAUCAUAUUUAAGUAAACUGUGGAAGUGAAUCAUAGAUGAAUGAGAGCCAAUCACUGAACAUUGUAAAUAAUAAGCCAAAGAGAUUUCAGAGACAGGGAAAUAGAGCGACCAAAGACUGUAUGUACAGUCAGUGGGUGCCACACACGCCUGUUUUGCACCUGUAACUUGGGUUUACCUGAUAACAUAUCCAUUAGCGGGUAAAACUCUACACUACUAACAUAGAGGGUUGCUUCUCUUGUUGCUGGCUGUGACUAUCAUCAGUACCAAUAUCGUUAUCAAUAUUUAUCAAGGUUGACUAGAAUUUAAGUUGUUGACAGAAACUGCAUUCAAACCUGCUGGAGCACUAAGGCGCUGUAGAGGAAAACUGUUUUUUUUAAUGUUGUUUGUAGACGUUGUAGGAGGAAUACUGAGCUGCAUUUUCUUUCAAAAUCUGUGAGCAUUGAUACUUCAUCACACAUCUACUGGCCACAAAACCUUGUUUUAUUUUAUUCCUCGUGACUUUUAUUUUGAAGUUGAGGAUUAACCCACCUUCCUGUGACACUGUAACUUCCUAAAGCACUGAAACCAUUGCAGGAAAAGUUAUAAAACACCAGUGUGAAUGAGUGGGUUCUAUUAAAAGCUCCUGUGAGGAUUUUUUGGUUUGUGUCAAUUUCAGCCCCUUCUGUAGCCAAAAACAAUCUUUACUCAUCUUGUCCUUACAUACUUCACUAGUGUCUUCUGACAAAAAUCACUUUUAACCUUUUGUGAAUAUUUUACACAAAAACCGUAUGAACUGGGCAGUUCUUUCUUUAGCUGCUCGUCUGUACCUACUCCCCUUUGCAUCAGUCGUCAAUCUUGUGGCUAAAGAGCUUAUUUGCUUUUGCAGAUCAGUCUAUGAACUCCUCACAAGAGCUUUAAGAUGUGUGCGAAUAUUUAGAUGUUGUCAUCCUCAUCAGCCUCCCAGAAAUAUCACUAACUUUCACACACAAACAUACAAACACAAACACACACACACACACACACACACAGGAAAGUUACCCAUUGCCAUUCCUUUGACCAAUAAUAUUUGGGUGAACUUCUCCUUCUGAGCGAGGACCAAAUCUCUGUUAAGACUGUGUGCUAUGCACUGGAGGAGAGAAGGUUGAACUGUAUCCACAUUCUUUUUGUACAGAAUUGUUGACGUUCGUGCGAUGUGACAGCAUUACUCCUCCCUUCCUUUCUUUCCUCCUGCCUACAGUUUCUUGUUGGUAAUAAAUGUUUUCCCCUGCAUUGUUUUUUUUUUUUUCCAUCUUGAGAACUUCAGGAAUAAGCUUAGAGUAUGAAAUGUGAGCAGGAUUUAGGGUUCAAGCAUGUUUAACAGUCCCUGUGAGCUCGCUCUGAUUUACAGUCCUGCUGCUUGAGCUCUUUAACAAAUGGGAAACUGACACGAAUGAGUGAGUGGAUGCGUACAGAGUGUUCUGUAAAAGAGGAAUGGAGAUUCAAACGCAGGGGUUUUCUCUUGGGGGAGAAUAUUAUACCAUGUAUAUAUUCAUUAAUACAGUUAAAUGUUUUUUAACUGGAAAAUAAGGCAAAGCAAUACAAGUGUUAUACUGAGAGUAAAAGUCAUUUGAAGGCUGAGAGUGGACGUGUGUUCUUUGUGGAGAGUAAAUAACUGUUGUCAUUCAGUGCACUUUAAUCAAGGUUGAGAAGAACUGCAGGGUCCAUCAGUUCACAGACACAGCGUGAUGAAUGAAAAGACUGAUUAGCUCUGUAUGAAAUAAGAGGAUUGAGAGAAUGUCACAGUACAGACAUUUUUCAUGGUUUUACAAUCUUUACAUUUUCACGUCGGAGAAAAAAGCUGACUAUUUCCUCAUUUCCUCGUAAUAUUUCCUCUCUAAUAAUGUUGAAAGUGUAGGUUUCCUUUUCUGGAGAUGGCUUUAGAUCUUUAGCCUGAUCUAAGAUGCCAGAGGAUACAUGUUUGGACCUUAAAGAGAUUAAAGUAUCAGAAGAUAACUUAUUUUCAAGUUGAAAGGUUCAUGAAUGAGUUGCAGCUCAAUGUUGAAGAACGAGACCUGGACAGGGUGAUGCACAACUUGUCUAUUCACCAUAACUUACACUGCAUAGCAUUCACUGAAUUGAACACACAACAGCAGACUUUUGGGGACUUUUGGGGACCGCAUGAUAGCACUACACAGUAGUCUCAGGAGCCACGUGCUCAACCAAAACGCCACUCUAUAGUCACAAAUAAUGCUCAGAACAGCACCUAACUUCAACAGUACAUGUAGGGUCCCAGUCACAGCACUACCCACUUUGCCUAAUUUCUUUAGCAAAGACUGUAGCGGGGUGACGCAGCUCAAGGGAGAACAUUUAUGACCAUUUCUUCAUGGGAAUGCAAUCAGACCGAGACACUAAGGCAGAAGAACUACCGCAUCUGCAGUACAAAAUGAUUAAUAUGAUGAUUAUUACUUCAAGGAAAUGAUCAUAAAUGUUCUUCCUUGAGCUUCGUCACCCCGCUGCAGUCGAUGGACUCGCCCAUAGGUCUCUCUACGAACAAGCGGCUGCUGGAAGACUGAGUAAGUUUUGUUUUGUCUCUUUGCUAAAGAAAUUAGGCAAAGUUAAAAAGAUAUUUGAUGGCUAUAAAGUAGCGUUUUGGUUGAGCUCUUGGCUCCUGAGACCUGUGUAUUGCUAUCGUGUGGUCGUUACUAAAGUUGGUAUUAUGAGAGGUGUGUGGUCGGCAACAUUCAUCUCUCGACGGGGUGUCUAACUUGGUGUUACUGUGUGUUUGACCCUAAAUUAAUUUUACACCAGAAUAUCCCUUUAACAAAUGCUCUGGCUGAGAUGUGAAUUUUUAUAGUAUGUUUCAGUACAACCCAAUAAUGUUCAAAAUCAUGAAGAGGUAAAAAUCUCAGUCUCUCUUUGGUCCUGCUGAAGGUUUGCACACAGAGACACAAACAGGCUGUGAAAAAGUGACAGUGAAUUGUCAGUAAGUUUUUAUUAAACCUCAGGUACAAACUGCAAAAGUAAAAAACUGUCAAUAUAACCAACAUGAGACUCUCUUUCUGAGUGGAGGGAAAGGCCGAGAUGCGGCACGAAUAAAUUAAGUCACCAGAGACCCCACUGUGAGCAAGUAGUUUAUACUGUAGAAAAAUGGAAGAAACAAACGACAAGAAAAGAGAACUGUAAAACAAAAAAAACAAUCCCAUCAGAAUAAAAUAUGUCGUAAGGCCAUAAAAACUUGACAACCACUUUUUUAAAUGUUGAAAUCACCCGACUUGGUAUUUCAUUAAAUAGUCCUAAAACAGUUCAGUCUUCUGCGAGGGACGACAACCAACAAACUGGAUUAUAGGAUUUUUCCUUGACAGUCACCACUGGCAAGCUCAGUGCAACAUGAGUAGCUACUACAUUUUUGUUGAAUUUUCAGUAAUGAAAAUGUAAAAACCCACUUUUUUUUGUGAACAUCUCUUUUUUUCCCUUUUCUUUAAAAAAGUAAAGCUAAACAAACAAAACUAGGUUGGGGGGGGGGCAGUCUUCGGCUACUCGAUAUCUUCUUUCUUAGUGAUAUAAGCAGCACUUAAAUUUUUUAUACACGUUUACCAGAGCGACCCUGUAAGCGUCAAACUCACAUGGAUGAAGAAAGGGAAAUGUAAGGCUUUUUCUUCAUCAAGCACUCUCUCUCUCUCUCUCUCUUUCCUCUGGAACUUUUUCUCUCUCUCUCUCUCUCUCUCUCUUUAUUCCUUUCCUCUCUUUCGUCCUUAUCCCCAGAAAAAGGCUCAAGUAUUUAAAGAAAUUUACAGGAUUAUGUACAAAAAAGGUGAUGUUUUGUUUGUGUUGGACUUUUUCCUCUCUCUAAAAAAAAAAAAAAAAAAAAAAAAUCACUCAUAUAUCUGAAAAUGGGAAAAAAUGCAAAAGCCAAAAAAAAAAAAAAAAAAAGACAAUUUUUUAAAAAAGCAACAAAACUUGGAUUUGAUAUUUUUCACAUUUUACACUCUCUGACUAGUGGCUCUACUUGAGAUAACACAUCAGAUCAACAAAAGUAAAAAACACAAAAUAAUAAUAAUAAUAUAAUAUAAUAAUUAAUGUUUACUGGUACAGAUGAAACAAGAGGACUGGAAGAAUGGAAUGUUAACACGAUUGCACAUCUAGAACCAGAAAAGCCCGACAGCCUUUCCGCCCUGUGGGGUGGGAGUGCAUGCGCUAGCUGUUAGCCGCUAGCAGUCGCUUACCCCCAAGAUUUUUAAUUUUUGUCUUGUUAUACAGUAAUUAUAACCAACAGCACCAAUAAAAUGGAUCUCCUCGCUAAGUAUCAGGCACGGUUCUCACUCGCUAGCGAAGGAGGGAUCCCUCCAUACUAACGGGGGACUGAGGUGAGCGGCUGUCGCUCUUGCCGCCUCUCACAUCCGCCGACAAACAGAAACAUCCACAAUGACAAUAAAAUAAAAUACACAGAAGACUUCUUGCAAAAAACUAUUAAAAAACAAAGCUAAAAUUCAAAAUAGAACUUGGAAAAACAUAGUCAACCAACAAUUAACCAACAUCGUCUGUCUUUCAAGUUUAUACCUCGCAUCGCCGACCCCCCUUUUUUCAAACAGAAAAUGCAGUAGCUGCAUCAAGAAAGAAUCAAAUCAAUUUCAAAAAGGACUCCUCUUCCUCAAAGCGAGGACAGAGGGAAACUUUGGGUAACUACUUGAUGUCACUUUCAUUUAAGAAAAACAAGGGAGGGGGAAAAAAAAAAGGCCGCCUUUUCAUUUGUCCCGUGUUCACAACUGAGUGACGCGUGAUCAGGAGGGGGAGGGGUUCAGUCUCAGGGACCAGGGAAGAGUGAUGCAACAAGAAGGUAACAAGUGUAACCCAUUUCAGUGUAAGGAGGAUGAAGGUGGAGGUAAAGGGUAUCACUGGGCCCAUCAAGUCUUCUUGUGAACGUUAAUGCUUGUAGAGUGGUAAAAGACGACUUAAAGGGGGACGGGGCGAUUUUAAAAUCAUCCAGAAUAAAAACAAAUUCUGCUUUCACACUAGUGCAAAAAAGACAUCUUGCUUUUCUUUUUUUUCCUUUUCUCUUUUUAUAAACAAGCCUGUCGUACUAAGGGAGAAGGUGAUGAAUUUUUGGAGAGGGGCUGAGGUUAGGUGAGGGGAUUUUCAAAGCUCAAAAACAAUCUCAAACACUGGGGGGUGGAGGAGGGAUGAUAGUGAUUUUUUUUUUAUGUCAAAAAUAAAAACUGGAGUUUGUUUUGGAGGGAUAAUGGAGGGUUGGAGGCAGGAUGUGGCCAAGAAAAUGUCGAGGCGUCCCCCUCUCAGGACACGGCAGCGGCCUUGGGGAUGUGGCUGGAGGACAGGCGAGCCAGGGACACCUCCACGGCGUUGCGCUUUCUUUGACCUCGCUUUGCUGGGGACGCUUUGGCGGGGCUCAGGUUGAGGCAGGGGUCCCCUCCUCCUGCGCUGACGACAACUGCACCGUUACCAACACCGCUGCCUCCGUUCUUUAACAUGGCCCGACCGCACACCUGGUUCACCAAACUGUUGAUUUGCUCCUGAAUAAAGGAAUAAAAAGUGAUGAGAUACCGAACCUUUCACUUACAUCUCCUUGUUUUCUAUUUAUACUCAACAUGAAUCAUGUCAUUGUCAAAAACACACACAGCCAUGCUGACUUUUCCCUGUCAUGUAUCUGUGUAAAGCUAGCUGAUGUCGCCCCCUUCUGUAGAAAUAGAGAACUGCAACCAAACUGAGAGAAAUAGCACCGUCUCACCUCAUCGUAUCGGUACAUCAUCUUAAGGCCUCUGCAGGAUUUGUGCUUCUCCACAUAGCGCAGCGCACACUCCAGACAGAAGACGACAUUUUCAGUCUCCUGGACCACCUGAACGCACACAAACAGAGACAGAGAUCACUGUAGAGACUAGUUCUCAAGAGCCAUAAAUCACACAAAACAACCCAAACAGAUAUUUAUAUGGUAGUGUGUGUGCAUGAUGGAGGGAAAUUAAUGAAAUGCAUCUGAAACGGUAUGACAGCAUUUCAGAAAUAAAACCCUGUCCUGUUCAGACUCUGGUGUCCGGCUCUCACCAUGGACAGGUAGCAGAGAUGCUGACAAAUCUGGCAGCGUCUCUCCGAGGACUCCAGUGCCAGCCAUUUCCCGCGGGGUUUCUUGCGUCCCUCUCCGGGCCCUAGGCCGCCAUCAUGGGUGCCGUAGCGGGCGGAGGACAGCAAGCCUGCAUUGUAAAGUUCCUGCCGUUGGUGCAUCUCUAUGUUCCUGUUGGAUAAGAGAUAAAUACUCAUUGAGAUUUCACUUUUUUUAACCGUAACAAUGUGAAUAUGUGUGUAAUUGGGAUCUCUGCUGCUUCCUACCUGAGGUCUUUGAGAAGGGCGGAGAUGGUGGUGAGGAGAAGGCCGUUGUCUCUCUUGGAUUCAGCUGUGGCGAUCUGGUACAGUAGCUUCUCCAUAGAGAAGGGUUUGGCUAUACGACGAAACUUCAGGUCCUGCAGACAAAUCCAGAUUAUAAUCGACAUUAGACUAUUUACACACGCAUCUUUGAAAGACUUCAGUCGAGGCAGAUUCCCCUAAAGAGCAGUCACUCAUAAAACCCGGUCCACAAAUAUCCCUUUAUCAAAGCAGGGCUGUUUGCAGAGUCUGUGUGCACACAGAUUGAUGUUUCUUUUUCACCAUCUCUAUGAGGAUGUCUCCGGCCGUGCACUACGAUAAAGUGAAUUAUCUGAAUGUCAAAUUACCCUUGAGAGCUAUUUUUCUGUCUUCAUCUGCUGCUACUGCUGACGUUCUUCCAUUACCAUAAUGCCCAUAAAAACAGGAAAGAGAAUUUUCUAUUCCUCUAUUACGGCUAUAAUGAGGUCCAAUAGUUUGAAGACUUACUCAGGAUUUGAAAAAACAGCUAAAUACACACCCCAGGGAGACUUCAAGCUGCAUUACAGCUGAUAAGAGCUUCUAAAUUCAUUACUUUAUUUCACUUCUGAUCAACUGUGAAUAAAUCAGAGCUUUUACUGCCACUGUCCACAGGGGGCCAGUGUUGAGUGGCAUUAAAGACACAUGAUAUCUGUGUCAUGAUGAUCUUUUUUAUAUGAAUCAUCUCUACUCCUUACUUCUACAUAUACGUCAUGUAUAUUUAGGUGUUUGCUGUGGAUACUUUGACACGCUGAGGUUCACAUGCUGACCUUUGCAGCCUGGUAGCCCAGGUUCAUCCAGUGCGGUGUGGCAAAGUGCACCGUCUCUGACACGCUGUAGCCGCAGCACACUUUAGAGACAAAGGCACCGGGGUAGCAGACCACAAACUGGCCGCUUCGCUGGACCGUGCGGUGAACCUUGAUGCCCUCGCGGCACAGCACCUCCGGCGAGAUCUGGAACAAUGAGAAAUGAAGGAAAAUUAAGUAUUAGACUUCAACUGGAAACACUUCCUGCUAGCGUGCAAUCAAAACGCAACGAAGCAGAUUGAGUCGUGCAACUACAAAACACCGACCAUGAUGUUCUUCUCUAACAUUUCCAGCCCUGGGGUGCCAUUGGCCUGAAGCAGUGUAUGGACCACCUUGUCCAGCUUAGCCUUCUCCUCAGCAGGGACAGAAUACCUGCAGCAGACACACAACCACAGACCACUCAAUACAACAUCACCCAAUCCUAAACAUGAAUAACAUCAAGGUUCAACUUAACCAGUCUGUACUCACCAAAUGCAAUCAGCACCAGUGUGUAAAUAAUCAAUAUAUGGAAGGCGAUUUUGGUCUCGAGACCAGCAUGAGGUAGAAAAGACCAUGCCAAUGUUUAGCCAGGGAAUGGUCACCCCUGCAGAGACACGAGGGAUUAAAGGGAGAGGAAGACGAGAGCGCAAGUUAAUACUGCAAAAAGUAAGAGGAGAGGCAGCUAGAAAUCCUUUUUGGAGGAAUUCAGCGCUCAACUCAUCCAUGUUUUGGUAAAUUUCUUGUCCUUACCAGGCACAGCACCCAAAUGUCUCAGAAUGGAUCCAGAGUUGUUAGGGAGGACAGUGAGGUUCCAUCCAUGUCUAAGGAAGAGAAAAGAGGAAAUGGUUGUUUAUAGUUUUAUUCAAGGGAUACCGUUUAAAAACAAUCGAGUGGUUUUUGGGCUACGAACUUUGAAAAUGGCUCUGAUUUUCCUGUGGGGAAACCACUGCCAUGUGUACUGGUGUCCACCUUCCCACAAUGCACUGCCACAUGGCUGUCUCUCUGCUCCACGAUCCUCCAAUACUCUUGCUGAAAAAUUAAAAAAGAAGGGAAACAGAUGAAGCAGAACACAACAUAAAUACUGCUAAUUUAGGUCCAUGACUUAGCUUUGCAUGAACACGACUGAAUCUUUCAAUACAGCAAUUUAUAGUAAAAGAUAAAAUACAUUAUAUAUGCUAAGGUUCUGGAUCCACUUUAUGUUUGUUUGCUUUUUACACAAGAUGUAAGCACACCAACCUCGACCUCAGCAGCCCCGGGCUCCUUGUUAAAGCACAUGGUCAUGGUGUUGCGGGCUAUCCUGAAGAAGUUAGUCAAAGACACCGAUUUCCCCUGAAAAGAUAAGAUCAGAUAAAUCAUUUUGAGUCACGGCGCGCUCAAAAGUUCUGAAACAAAGGAAAACACUCAGCACUUUUUACGCUUUAAGGUCAUGAAAAAAUCAUGAAGACUUUGAACCAAAGCUGGAGUCAAACAGCGAAGAAAAUAUCACCACACUUCUGAGGAGAGUUUUCCUCUAAUCCACAGUCACACAAAGAAGCGAGCUGCAUGGAUCUAUAAGUCUCUCCCCUACACACCCAGUAUACAUUUCCCCUGGACUUGACCCCCUCUCUUAUGGACAGUCCUGCUACAGCGAAGCUUUGAAGGUUACCAUAAAUCUGCAGCACCCUGCUGAAAGCAGACCUCGCAGAUUCUUCAUCCUCACGGCGACAGGUUGUCUUUUAUUUUACCUUCUGGGGUUUUCGAAUGUGACUGACCCCUUUAACGUGCAUCAUUUUACAACCCUGUAGCUAUUGUAAUAAUAGAAAUUGUAAUAAUACAGUACAGGCGUGACCUAGUAAGGGCUGUCAAGGUGCUGUGUAUGAGAGUCAGCAGCAGCAGCACUUAUCUGGCAUUUCCCCGCUGUAAUUAGAGUUAAUUACACCCUUGACAUGCACUUUGUUCUCCUGAAAAAAAGUGAAAUAGAACCUCCUUCUUGGGGGCCACUCUUGAUGAAAAAUGCAUACAAAUCUGAGCAGUGCAGGAAAAAAGUCAUGGGUCAUAUUUGGACAAACCCUGUCCUGUCAGGAUGGUGACAGCCAUUCACAUGUCAAAGUCCUGAAUGGUGCUUCUAUAAUUCAGAGGACGACGGACCGUACCGGGUCAAGUCUGCUGACAAUAUCACAGCUCCUACCAGGGAUUUGGUUACUUGGAGGAGCUGGGAGGGAAGGAAAUCAAAUAGGAUCCACAUUCGCCAGAGUGCGGUGUGACAGUGUGAGUUAGAGAGAGAGAGAGCCUGAGAAUGGAAUGAAGUUAUCUUAAUUACAGGAAUAAUUACUGCCUCUCCCAUUCAAGAUACUGUGCAAUGACAUAAAAAUGUGCACAAAAGCUCUUUGCAAAAAUCACUGAGCGCUGAAACUAAGAGCACAAUUAAAUAGGUGCACCAUGUUAGGCAGAGAAUAGCUCUGGAAGAAUUAUUUUUAGGGCCUCAACUGAGUCAUGUCUCCUGUCUGGGUAUGUUUCCUCCUCAAAUAAAGACAUGAACAAAGAAAUGCCAGCGUUGCAUUGACGCACAUUAUUAGAGGAAGAUGAUGAGUAAUGACAGAGAAAGAGAGAGAGAGAGAGAGGGAGAGACGGUGAAGAGACUGCUGUAGACAGGGCCAAAUAGCUACGAGCAAGGGCAUGUGCAGAAGGAGAGAAACCAUGCGGAGAGGGUUCGGGUUAAAGGAGCUGAAAGCUGGAGAGGGCGGGGUUUAAAGGGGGCGUGUUAGGGAUUGAGGGGACGGGCUGGUUUUGGGGGGCUGCCUUCUCUCUGACCUACAUUUCAGCCGAGCCAGAAUCAACACAGCUGCCAGCAGGCUGAAGAUGUGGGAAUCCAUCUGAUGUGUGCGAGCGCUUGCACACACAGGCAAGGCUGCUGACCACCUUAAUCGCGCUCACACUCGCAGAGCUGCACUUAAGUCUUUAACAAAUACACAAAAUCACUAAUACUUGACAGUUCAGCUUCACCAUAUAUUCUCAUCUCCUGCUCCUCUGACUGUUUUCACAAACUCUGACAGUCUGAUAGUGUUAGCGAGCGCUGUUUCAGAGUUUCUACAGGAGAUAACACCUUUUAGUUCACACCAGAGAAACACAAGAGAAGCACGGUUGCUGUAGUGUGUUGUGACAAUUCAUAGCUCAGCUUAGCUUCUUUAAAAAGGUGAAUAUUUCAUCACAUAAGAGCUGGCACAGUGAUACUGAAGACACUCCAGUCAUUAAAGGUGGUACUCCAGAAGAGUUUUACGCUGUUUGCACCGAAUCUGUGAUGAAAGUUCAGUUCAGGUUGUUGUGAAAUGUCAGACAUCUUCCGGAGUAGUAAUGAAGCAUUUAAAUUUGCAGGGGCUGACAGCAAGCUUUAAAAGAUCUGAUGUUGGCGUAGAAACAAGAUAACAAACUGUAAACAGACAACAAGCGGAGAGUAUCUGGUGAAUUCAGAUCAGCCUCUUCAGAAACAGAAGAAGAGAAGCUGUCGUGUCUCUUGUCUGUACGUUUUGAGCUCCUUCUUACCUUGUAAAUACAUUUGUGCAGGUCACUGAGAACUCCCUGGUCUUCCUCCUCCUGCUGCUCCUCACCGUGCUGCUUGUCCUCUUUGCCUUGUUUUUCCUGAGCGAAGAGCCGGCGCCGGCCCGCUUUGACCUGAGCCUCCAGCUCCUUCAGACGAUGAUAAACUCCAUUGGUGCGGUGAUUUCCUGUCGCCCCACCCCCUAUCCCACCCGCCAACCCGUUCUUGGGCUCAUAGCGCGGCAGCACGAGCGCACUCGGCGCUGAGGAGUCAGAGAGGCCUUCUAGAGGGCCCCGGCGUGACUCCAGGUUCUUUUUCUCCUGCAGCACCUCGGCCUGCAGCCGGAGGCGCUCCUCUGCGCUGAGCGAGUCAUAGGAGAGGAUGUACUGGAGGUACACCUCCUGCAGCUUGGCCAGCCGGUCCUGCGCUGACUUAGGGAUACGCAAGAGGUCAGCUAGCUUGGUCCACUUCUUCAGGUCCAUCACCUGCUGCAUGCCACCCAUGUCGUUGAUGAGCUGGAAAAAACGUGACAGGUCCACUUCACAGCCACCUGCAAGAGAGAGCGAGAGAGAGUGAGGGAGAAGAAGAGUAAAGAAAGACUGGAUCUGAUGGUAACACUUUACAUGACGACUAUCUCUAUAACACAUUAUAAAUAUAUGUAUAAUGUGUUAUAAUCAUGUUACAGCACUGUAUAACUAUAGUUAUAAACACUCAUAAAAAAUCAUAAUGCUUUAUAGCAAUAAUUAUAACACAUUAUAAAACAUUUUAUCAUGAAUUACAAGGUCAGGUAUUAUAAUGUGUUAUGCUUAUUGUAAUAAAGCUUUAUGAUAAUUAAUGAGUGUUUAUAAUGAUAGUUAUACAAGUUUAUAAGCAAAUUAUUACACAUCAUAAAUAUAUGUAUAAUGCAUUAUUUAUAUGGGCAUUAUCAGUGAGUUGUUAACAGUUAUAACACAUUAUAAUACCUGACCUUGUAUAUCAUGAUAAAAUGCUUUAUAAUGUGUUGUGAUUGUUGCAAUAAAGCCUUAUGAUCAUUUAUGAGUGUUUAUAACUAUAGUUAUACAGUGCUAUAAAGUGAUUAUAACGCAUUAUACAUAUAUUUAUGAUGGGUUAUAGAGAUAGGCGUCAGGUAAAGUGUUACCGAUCUGUUCAGUAAACAAACAAAGACUUAAAACUGUUCUCCUCUUCUUGAUCCAUCCAAAUCGACCACAUACUCACAGAGAAGCUGCUCGACUUCACAAAUCUAAAUUAAUAACUAAAAAAUUAAACCAAAGCCAUCUCCGAGCAGCUGCUCCUUUGGCCUAACCCCGUUUCAUCCGGGCCAGUUAAUUUGAUUUGAAACAGCCAAUUGAGCUUUCACCUCUCAAAAUGAUCCGAACUUUCAUUGUGCCAAAUAGAGAUACAAAUUCUGUUAAUGUCCGACUGAUCUGCUGGGCACAGUAAAGGAAGUCAUUUGGAACAGGGGCAUCCUGGCUGGCUGGCUGACGCUGCUCCACUGUGGCUCACCUGCUGCCAGAUCUCUCUGGCUAACAGCCGCACACCAACAGCACACACACACACUCACACAAACUCACACUGGACUGACCUGAAUAAAGCUUCUUACAGGAGCGAAGAACAGCACAGCACACCGAAAGCA
This is a messenger RNA of Xyrichtys novacula (pearly razorfish), 54205 nucleotides long. The record is from the annotation of a GenBank genome assembly. NCBI's taxonomy places the organism in Eukaryota, Metazoa, Chordata, Actinopteri, Labriformes, Labridae.